Podarcis lilfordi (Lilford's wall lizard) is the source of this 48067-nucleotide messenger RNA. NCBI's taxonomy places the organism in Eukaryota, Metazoa, Chordata, Lepidosauria, Squamata, Lacertidae. The record is from the annotation of a GenBank genome assembly.
AUGAAAAUGGCUCUGACCACAGAGGAAGUGAAACGGAAGAACGUGGGCUCUCAGAUUUGGCUGGUAGUUUUCUGUUGAAUGCAUAAUCUGGUGCACAUUCCUUGGCUUCAAGGAGAACAAGAAAGCUCAAGAAUGCAAGAGAAUUGGCAGCAAGCUGGGGUGGGUGAUGCAUGGUUAUUUUUGGAGGAGUCAUGUUGGAAUGUUUCUGUGUUUAGGGCACCAUGGAGGAAGAAUAUGUACAAGGACAGUUCAAAAAGCUGCAGGAGCAGCGUAUGACCAUGCAGAAGAAAACAUUCACCAACUGGAUCAACAAUGUGUUCUACAAACAUGGUGUAGGUACUUUCCUCAAGCUCCUUCAGAUGUGAUCAGAUUAAAAACUUCCUUGGUGGAGUGACAAACAACUCAUGGAAAGCUCCUGACAAACUUUAUCCAUACAAUAUCAUUAACUGCGAGCUUAAACAGUGUAAACAAUGCAUUUUGAACUUCCAUUGACAUCUAAAGUUACCACAUUCAAGAUGGCUGCAAAACAAACACCAGCCUGGGCAAAGCAUUAGUACAGCACCUGGAACCAUUGUGCCUUAGCACAAUAUGCUAUUACUUAAACAUUUCAGUGACUUGACAACUGCAAUUUCCUGGUACAGGUAGAAUUUCCACAGCUUCUCAAACUCUGUAGGGUUUCAGUCAAGGCCUUUUACCCAUUCAGCUGUGAGUCACCAGGUUGUACUUCUCAAGAUGUAUGUGUCAUCCUUAAUGCUUUAGUUUACACCAAUUACAAGCUAAUAUAAUAUUUAUGACUAGGCAGUUAAUGUUUUAACAUCAACCCAGAAGGUAUUUCAGCUGUCAGAGCUGGACCAAGACAUUUUAAUCAUUCAUUCAUUUACAGUAAUUCCAUUUAUUAAUUGCUCCCUCAGAAACAUCUCAAAGUGAUUAACAGUGACCGCACCAAUAAUGAAAGCAGUAAAAGCAAUUCCAUGUAUUAAAAAAAAAACAAUUCAAAUCCAGUACAGAUAAAGACUGCAGUGACAAUAAAAUCUCCACUUAAAAGGCUUUGACGUGCACCAAAAAGAUGCUAGAGGUGGCACCUGUCUGAUAUGUGUGAGAGAGGUUCACAGUUGGUGCCUCCACACUAAAGGCCUGAUUCCUAGUCGUAGGGAACAGACCUCUGGAUGAGAUGGUAUCUGCAGGAUUCCCUCUCCAGUAAAAGCACAGUGAUUGGUUGGGAAUUAUAAGGGGCGAGAUCAGAUAUCCAGGUACCAAGCCUGGUAUCAAGGUUUUGCAUACAUGUGCUACCUGCUUGAACUUAGCCUGGUAGCGAAUCAGCAACCAGAGCUGCUGCUUUUUGUUGCAGCUUCUGGAACAAAGAUGGACCUUUUAAAGUUGCAGUCAGAAGCUCCAAACUGUUGCUAAAAAUGUGUUUUAAAUGAAGAUUCUGGCAGCGUAUCAGCCAAUGGAUUGAAGGCUGCAAAUAUUCCAGUCACCCUUUUAGCUGACUAGAAUAGGGGAUAUUUGUCAAGACUCCAUGAAGGACACUGUAGGUAAAGGAGUAUAGAGAAGUUGUUCAGACCUACCCAUAGUUUCUUUCCAUGUGAAGUCCUGUUCAGAAUAUUAAAUGAUGUGAAUUCAAUUGGCUCAGAAGCAAAUAAUUUCUCUCUUCUCUUCUCUUCUCUUCUCUUCUCUUCUCUUCUCUUCUCUUCUCUUCUCUUCAUGCCAGUCAAACAGCAAUUACAGCACUUGCUUGCCAUUAUCUAUGCUUGUGUGACAUCUGUCCAUGUCACUGGCUGUGAAAUUUUGGCUGAAUUCUUUGAUGCUUCAUUUUGCAGGUGGACAUUAGGAUUCAUGAUCUCUAUACUGAACUGAAAGAUGGCAUUUAUCUCCUGCAGCUGUUAGAGCUGCUGUCUGCUGAGCAACUGCCCAGAGCAAACAAGGGUAAAAUGAGGGUUCAUUUUCUGGAGAACAACAGCAAAGCUAUCCAAUUCCUCAAAACCAAGGUGAGAACAUAAAGGUACAAUGCAGACUUGUCAAGUUGCAGGACAGUGUGAGGUUGCAUAUUUAUAAAUUUAUGUUUAAUCUAUAGUCCGUCAGGUGUCAUUGGUACACAAAUUUAAAGAAAUUCUCUUUAAGAGUAAUGUUAAUUAACAGUAAUGGAACAGUUUUAAACCAUAGUUUCAUAGAAAGAUUAAAGUCUUCCCCCUAUUUCUUUUAUAAUGUUGGAGAUAGUUGAUAUAUUUUGAUAAUUGCGUGUGUUCUGUGUGAAUCAGGUGCUUUUCCUCAGCCACUCUUGGCAGCUUAUAGCAUAUCUAAAAACAUAAAACAUCAAGCAUUAAAAAACCUCCUGAUACAGGGCUGCCUUCAGAUGUCUUCUAAAAGAUGUAUAAUUCUUUAUUUAUCUCCCUGACAUCUGGUGGGAGGGCAUUCCACAGGGAGAACGCCACUGCCAAGAAGGCCCUCUGCCGAGUUCCCUGUAACUUCACUUCUCGCAGUGAGGGAACGACCAGAAGGCCCUCGGCGCUGGACCUCAGUGUCCAGGCUGAAUGAUGAGGGUGGAGAUGCUCCUUUAGGUAUCCUGGGUCGAGGCCAUUUAGGGCUUUAAAGGUCAGCACCAACACUUUGAAUUGUGCUCGGAAAUGUACUGGGAGCCAGUGAAUUUCCUGGUGGCCACUCCCGGUCACCAGUCUAGCUGCCACAUUCUGGAUUAGUUGUAGUUUCCGAGUCAACCUCAAAGGUAGCCCCACGUAGAGCGCAUUGCAGUCCAAGCGGGAGAUAACUAGAGCAUGCACCACUCUGGCGAGACAGUCCACGGGCAGGUAGGGUCUCAGCCUGCGUACCAGAUGGAGCUGGUAGACAGCUGCCCUGGAUAGAGAAUUGACCUGCACCUCCAUGGACAGCUGUGAGUCCAAAAUGACUCCCAGGCUGCUCACCUGGUCCUUCAGGGGCACAGUUACCCCAUUCAGGACCAGGGAGUCCUCCACACCUGCCCGGCUCCUGUCCCCUCAAAACAGUACUUCUGUCUUAUCAGGAUUCAACCUCAAUUUGUUAGCCACCAUCCAUCCUUCAACCGCAGAUUGGCAAAGUUGACUGGAACUGAUGGGAGUUGCAGUUGAACAACAUCUGAAGGGCCAUAGGCUGACCACUUCUGCUUUAUCCAUCCAUCCCUCCAUCUGUUCAUUCUUUAAAAAGUUCCCCAUGAGUUUCCAGGGCAGGCUACAACAAUGUAAAAAUACAACAUUGAAACUAGUUAAAACAAGUUUAAAGCCUCAAGUUGUAGAAAGUUGUGUUUUUACAUUGUUGUAACCUGCCCUGGAACCUCAUGGGGUUUAUAGAAACAAACUGACAAUGGUAAUAAUUGCUGAAAAGCUACAUUUGUGCAUUUGACAGGUACAGGUGAAAGUAAUUGGACCUGAGAACAUUGUAGAUGGGGACCGAACUCUCAUUCUGGGUUUAAUGUGGAUAAUUAUCCUCAGAUUUCAAAUUGCAUCCAUCAGACUUGAUAAGGUAAAACUGUUCUUUAAUAGCCUUUGUGCUCUUUGCUUUGUGAGAAUGAUCAGCUCUUCUGUUGUUCCAAAAUGUCCUUGAUCCCCAGCAAACUGAAAUUUGACUCUUGGGUUUCUAAUUAGAUUGAAAGUCUAGUCUAAGUAAAGGAUUCAAGUGUUUACAUGUGAAUAGGGGAAGUGGCAGAGAGAGAGCCUCUUUAAAAAGGUAAAGGGACCCCUGACCAUUAGGUCCAGUUGUGACAGACUCUGGGGUUGCGGCGCUCAUCUUGCUUUAUUGGCUGAGGUAGCCGGUGUACAGCUUCCGGGUCAUGUGGCCAGCAUGACUAAGCCGCUUCUGGCAAACCAGAGCAGCACACGGAAACGCUGUUUACCUUCCCGUGGUACCUAUUUAUCUACUUGCACUUUGACAUGCUUUUGAACUGCUAGGUUGGCAGGAGCAGGGACCGAGCAACGGGAGCUCACCCCGUUGCAGGGAUUCGAACCGCCAACCUUCUGAUCGGCAAGUCCUAGGCUCUGUGGUUUAACCCACAGCGCCACCCGCAUCCCUAGAGCCUCUUUACUUGAGGGUAAUUUAACUUUAACUAGCACAGUAACUCCCACCACCACCACCAACUGUAACAUGCAUCUAAUAAUAAGUGGUUAAUAAACUGUAGAUAGAAAAUGCCUCACUAAAUUUAUAAUUAUAAAUCCUUACAUUUCAGUUUGUGUAAAAAAAGGGGGUUUCAUCCUAGAGCAAACUUGUGAGAAGUUUUCAAAUCUGGAUAUGUUGUUGCAUGGCAGAUUUUCAGUUAUAUAUGCAAUUGUCCUUUGAGUUUUUCUCCUUGGUGUGUUUCUAGGAAGAGUUUGGAGCUAAAGCCAAUGUCCUUUCUGCCAAUGAUGCCCUGCUGGUCUGGUGCCAGUAUAAGACUGCCAGCUACCCCAAUGUCAAUGUGAAAGACUUCUCCAAAAGCUGGAGUGACGGGUUAGCCUUCAAUGCACUCAUUCAUGCUCACAGGUAAAGGAGAACUAGGAGAUCCUGCAGCAGUAGCUCAGACUUUCCUGUAAUUCUUUAAUGGAGAAGGUGAUCAAAUCUGACAAGCUGAAUAAUUUUUUGCGGACAAUAUCAUGUUAGACAAAUGGAAAUUAUUUAUUAAUGAGCUCAGAAAAGUUACUAGAGAUAAAAAGGUGCUUUUCAAAAAAUGUAAAUUGGAUUCCACAAGGAUUAGGAUGGGUUGGGAUAAAGAAUAGGGAAUUUCCACAACCUUUGGUGCAGGACUUCUGAGCUCCCAAAAAUAGGUUUCUCUCUCACCUAGCCCUUAACAUCAGAAGCCAAGUUCAUGCCCUGACACCAAAACCCACCUUCCAUGAUGCAAUAAGCUGUUAGGGGCUUGAACUGGGCAAUAGGGCUUGUUUCUAAAGUUCAGGUUUCAGUUUCUCUUCCACCUCCCAUGGUGUCCUUUGUGCUUCCUCUCUCUUGCCACCACUUCCCAGGCAGCAAGAAGGGAACAGAUGGAACCCUUAUGCUUUCUUUUCUCUCAAAACAAAAGAGAAAGAAAAGGGGCCCAUUUAUUCCCUUGCUAAUGCCUGAUCAGAUUUCCUGAUCAGCCUCAGUUGCCCAGAGCAGUGAAGGUGGUGAAGGAGAUUGUCUGGAGUUCUGCUCCACGACAGCACCCCGUGUUAAAGAAUAAAGUCCUUUUUUACAGGAAGGAUGUUGUGAUGACUGUCAUUGAAAUGGUGUCAUUGUAGGCUCACCUCCUCACCUACUGGGAGGAGCUGGUCCCUAGACCUGCUUGCCGUAGUCUCGCCCCAGCAGCACCCCCAACAAUGUGGUCUGACCCAAGACACACCAGGAGCUUCCUAGCUAACUGGAGAUUGAACUCAAGUCUUCUAAAUCUGGUUGUGGCUGCUCUAUGCUCCUCCCAACCUCACUUGCCUCAUUUAACUAUGUGUACUGGAAAUUCCAUCAGCUGAACCAGAGGGAGAGAUUAGAAAUGGCCAACCAACACCAUUCUUUGGGCUCUGCUGAGAGACCAGCUUCAAUGGAGUCUUCCUCUUUCUGAACCGCUUCCAUUUCAGAUGACCAUCUGAGAACAGAUGCCUGAAUCUGCUUGUUUUCCCUUUUCCACCCAUUCCGUUUUCCUUAUGUGCCAUGUCUUUCAGAUAGCAAACCCAUGGACCAGGGCUGCCUUGUUUUCAUUUGAUCUGAUGUGAGCCCUUUUGACUGAAAAGCGAAGCAAAAGAAUUGCUUGAAUAAAUAAAGGGUAGUGAAUGGAAGAUUGAAAUGCAGUUUAGGUAGUAUUUCUCAGGCACACUCGACUUUACAUGCAAGUCUUGGUGUGCACCUCAUUUCAUUUUUGAAACAUAACCUUCCUUGUAUGUUUCCCCAUCACCCCUUCUUUCAUCUCCCCAGGCCUGAUCUCAUCCAGUACAGCUCCCUGAGGCAUGACCAGCCCAUCAGUAACCUAAAUAAUGCCUUCACUGUGGCAGAGAAGCAGCUGGGAAUCACAAAGCUGCUGGACGCUGAGGAUGUGGCCGUGCCAUUUCCAGAUGAGAGAUCCAUCAUGACUUAUGUGUCAUUCUACUACCAUUACUUUUCCAGGCUGAAGCAGGACCAGACUGUCCAGAAAAGGCUCACCAAAGUCAGUGCACUGCGGUCACAUAAAUUAGCAUGCCCUGUCUCUCAAGUAAAUUCUCUCCACAGGCUAAAUCAGAUGGUGGAUCAGUUCUAAUGUACGUAUGUAAUCUGUGGAUAAUGCCAAGGGCUUUUCACAGGAAGAAUAAAAGUCAAUAUACUCCUCUACAUUCAGCUUAAGGAAAAGCCCUCCAUGGUCAAAAGGCAAAUGCUUAUGCAGUAGGAAAAUUCAUUGCAGUUUGUUUCCUUUGCGUAGGGCAAAUCUCAGUAGGUUUUCACCUUUUUUGGCUCACCUUCAUAAAAAAAAUAAUUCAAGGGCACCAUGGACAAGCAGGCAAGUCCAAUACGAUAGGUUCUGGCUGAAGAACUAGGUAUAUCUUUGCCAGUGCCAAAGGGGACAGCCAGAAGCUUUAUUAAAGAGGAAUCCCAAAAUCUGGGAUCUCCUUCAAAAUGAUACCAAAGUAAUGUAAUUGUUUUGUUCCAUUCUGUGGGGCCAAAGCUAGCUUGGGUAUUGUACAGACACAGAUACAGUGACUAUGCAAAGGGACAGAAACACACACACACACACACACACACACACACACACACACUUAGUACACAUGCUCUUCUACAUAUCCCCAUUUAUCCCUACAUUGCAGAUGGUUGGACCUUUGUGUCGCUUCCAACUCUACAAUUCUAUGCUUCCAUGAUAUUCCCGUUGCAAGUUUUAGAAGAACCUAAGACUAGCUCUGCUGGAUUGAACCACUUGCCCAUGCAGUCUGACCUCCUGUUCUCACAGUGGCCAACCAGGUGCCUAUUGGAAGACUUCUAGCAAGACCUGAGUGCAACUGCAAUUCAGAAGCAUACUGCCUCUGACAGUGGCCGUGUCAGAGUUCUGCUCUUCGUGUGCUUCUCGCUUUAAUGGUUUUCCUUCCCACUCGGAUUCUCUCUCUCGGGGUUCUUUCAUGCAGAGCCCUUCUCCUUCUUCUUCUCCUCCCUCCCUUCCUUCCUAAACAAACACAGAGAGACAUGAUAAUCUCUCGCUGACCUCAGUCACCCUCAAUAAGGCAGCUCUGAGUUCCCUAAUAGGAUUGUGGCAGGGAAGCCUCCCUUGUGUCAAAGCAGCCUCAGUAUGCGCUAAGACUAGUGGGUGACCAGGGAGUGCAGAGGGAAUCCAUGCGGUGAGGUAAAUCUCCCUUCCCCCACCCCUCUCCAGUGACCAUGCAUUUGUUAGGAUCCUUCAGCGAGAACUGGGUGCGAUGGCAGAACAUACAGAACGGAGCCCUAAUGCCCCAGGCAGCUUUUCCUGCACUCAAGGUUGGUGCUGCUGUUUUGCUCCUUCUCCUGCCCGUAGCUGGGCUUGCUUUGUUAUUUGUGCGCUCUGAAAUGGAUGCAAGCAGAUUAGCACUUCCAGCUCAUUGGUUUUUUUAUUCGGUUUCAGCAUCUUCCUCAUUAACACAAGGAAACAACUGGGGGCCAGCUGAGGCCUCCUCGAGGGUGACAUGGAGCAUUGUCCUGCGUUGUUUGUUGUAGUUUGCUGUAGUUUGGGGCAUUUCGCUUUGAGCUCUUUCGAAGCUAGGAUUAAGAAGUGGAAACCAAAAAUAGCAAAUGAAAGGGGAGGGCAAUGUGAGAAAGAUGGUUACUUUUUGCACUCUGGCGAUGCUUCCAUAGGGUUUGUUUCUGGUGCUGAAUGAACAUGACUGUCUAUCAGUCCACACAGGGAAGGUGCAGGUAUUUUAUGCUUAAUGCUGAUAGUUCAAAUUGACUAACAGAAUCAAGGCUUUCUCUGGUAACGCCAAACCUUGUGCUGGAUGGUACCAUGUUACAGAGUCCCCUCUCAUCAUAUUCUGAUGGGUGCUUCUGAUAUUAGUCACGGGAAGCAACUAUUUGCAGGCCACUAUCAGAGAGUCUUGGCAACAAAUGCUCUACUGUAAAACUGGAUCCGCUCACAUCAAAGAAGUGUUGCAAUUAAACGCGUUACAAACUUUGUAUGAGAAAUCAGGUUAGCAAAGACGGAACUCCACAGCGCCAUCUGGUGUCACAGUGUUAGAAUGCACAAACAACGCAUAUAAAGAGUUUUUUUUCUUUGCCAGUGUAGCUGGGGCUCGUGUUUAAAUUGAAAUGAAUGAAUCCAAGAGUCUUCAGUAAGGUUGUGGAUUCCUAAACUAUAGUCAAAAACAGAAAAUUGCAGACUGGUGGAGGGGGUGUAUUUCCAGAUAUUUGUUUAAAUAGUAGCAGUCGUAGUAACAACAAGGCUCAGCAGUUGAACUGCAGAGGGUGAUUAUCAGAGUUUGGUUAUUUAUGGUAAAACAUGUGGUGAUAACUUUGAACCCUGCACCUUAAAAUACCAGCAGCACUAUUUAGUGAAGUACUUGCCUCUUUCUCUGGUAUUAAAAUGUGUCGUGAGUCCCAUGGAAGUGUUGUGGAGGGAGUGAGUAGAUCCAGAAAAGACAUGGAAGGUGCUCUGAGAGUGGGUGCUGGAAUAUCCUAAGUAAUGUUCCAGUUAGCAGCAGGUCUUCAAUUCUAGGCUUCAAGAGGGGCCUGAUCCUAGCAGCAGUUUGGGGGAAUGAUCCCCCAGCAGUCUGAGGAAAGGAGAUCUGGGCCCCAGGGAGGGCUGUGGUAGUGAUGAAAGAGCAGGCCAGUGUGGCGUAGUGGUUAAGAGCGGUAGACUCGUAAUCUGGUGAACCGGGUUUGUGUCUCCGCUCCUCCACAUGCAGCUGCUGGGUGACCUUGGGCUAGUCACACUUCUCUGAAGUCUCUCAGCCUCACUCACGUUACAGUGUUUGUUGCGGGGGAGGAAGGGAAAGGAGAAUGUUAGCCACUUUGAGACUCCUUCAGGUAGUGAUAAAGUGGGGAAGAAGAAGAAGAAGAAGAAGAAGAAGAAGAAGAAGAAGAAGAAGAGAGUUUGGAUUUGAUAUCCCGCCUUUCACUCCCCUUCAGGAGUCUCAAAGCGGCUAACAUUCUCCUUUCCCUUCCUCCCCCACAACAAACACUCUGUGAGGUGAGUGGGGCUGAGAGACUUCAGAGAAGUGUGACUGGCCCAAGGUCACCUAGCAGCUGCAUGUGGAGGAGCGGAGACACGAACCUGGUUCCCCAGAUUACGAGACUACCGCUCUUAACCACUACACCACACUGGCUCCAAACUCUUCUUCUUCUAGGCCUCCCCUAGUUGUGCCAUGGCCUUGAAGCAACGUAGGAGGCUUCUAGGACUGCUUUUGUUUUCCAGAUGUAUUCGUUUCAAAUAUUUAUAUACUUCUAUACUUCUGUUCUUUAGAAAAUAUUCUCAGGUUAUUGGGGGGGGGGGAAAUAACACAGUAUAUAAAACAACAGACAAAACACUGAACUCCACAAAAUAAGAUUCCACUCACUCAACACCCACACAAAUUCCACACCCACUAAUGGCUGCUACCUCAGUCUACAUGACACCUACACUUGCACACAGACUUACAGGCAAACACACACACACACACACACACCUUCACUCUUAACCCUCACUGGUCUCAAUAAUCUUCUGGGUAUAUACAGAAAAAGACUGUACUACCACACUUGGCAGCCUUUAACACCAGAUCUAACCUCUACCCACCCCAAUAAACACCUCAUUCCACCCAUACAAACACAAACACAAAUUCAGAUUUAGAUGUGGUUAUUAUCUGUGGCUAAGGAACAAAUCUGUCAUCCUAGUCUCACCGAAAGCCUGGAUUGACUGGAGUCAGUCAUAAAACUAUGCUAGGUUAUAUGAUUAAGUAUUUUAUUUUGCUUUUCCCCCCCUGCAGAUUGUGUUCUUCCUGAAGGAGACGGAUGACUUGAAGUUCCAGUAUGAGCAAAUGGUCUCAGAGCUCUUGAAAUGGAUAAAGCUCAAAGUGGUGGAACUGGAUGAUCGCUUCUUUCCCAACUCCCUCAAGGAGAUGCGUCUUCUCAUGGGCAGCUUUAAGACCUUCCGCAUUGUGGAGAAGCCUCCCAAGUACCGGGAGAAGGGAAUCAUUGAAGCCAAUUUCUUCCACAUCAGAACCAAACAGCGAGCCCACAACCAACGUGCCUACCUGCCUCCUGAAGGAAAGACACUGAGAGAUUUGGAGAAGGAGUGGGUUGUUUUGGAAAAGGCAGAGCACAACCGAGGAAAAGCAAUCCAGGAGGAGCUCUUGAGGCUGGAGAGAGUUGAGCAACUGGUCCAGAGAUUUCUGAAGAAAGCAGCUGUUCGUGAGGCCUACUUGGAGGACAUGAGAGGGAUAAUAACGAAGCAGAACGAUUGGCAGCCUGAGAGUGUGGAGGCACAUCAGGCAGCCACAAGAAAGCUUGAAGCCAUUGAGGCAGAUAUGCUUUCCCGAGACCUACGCUUCAAAGCACUAUCUAAGAUGGCUUCAGAAAUCAAGCAGGAGAACUACCAUGGCAAGAUCCAGAUUGAAAAGAAGUGAGCUGAAAAGUGGCGGUGUGUGGUUUUGGGAGGUGGGAGAAACAGGAAUAGCUUUAAGGAGAAUUAGAAGGACACAUAGAAAAUAGUUGUGUUGAUAGCAUGAAUAAUGUAGUUCCCCUUUUCAGAAAGGCAGCAACGAUAGAGAUUAACAAUGGCGAUGGAUUUCACCACCAUGCUUCACAUUCGUGCUUUUGAAUAGACAGUGGACUGAUUUUUUUUAAAAAAGAGAAACAUUCUGUUGUUUUUUUUCAAAUAAGAAGAUUUUUCAAAUAAAAUCUUGGGAGAAAACCCUUCUCCAUGUUUCAGCACUGGGUGAGGCUUGUUAUGGGUGACACAAGGGCCUUCUGUACAGUGUCUUCCCAUUGGCAGAAUACAAUCCUCUUAGAAUUGUGGUUAAAGCCAGUGCUUUUUUCUGGGGGUGAUCAAGGGUACACAGCACCGGCUCCUUUUCUUCUAGAUGAAAAGCACUGGUUAGAUCCAACACUUCUAUCAUUUCAGUGCCAAGCUAAGAAAGACCUUUCUGUUUCCCCAGACAUUUUCAGUGGUUUAGUUAAAUAAACUAGCCACAUGGGAAUCAUGAGCCUCCAUUUUAAUUGUUUUCCAUGCAUCCCUUGAAAUACGUAGUUCUGUUCAGAAUCUUUUGAUAUACCAUGUUGUUGUUUUCCCUCCCAUCCAGGCAAAAUGACAUUGCACAUCAAUGGCAAGACCUUAUGACCCAGCUCCAGAGACAAAAACACUCCUUGCAGGCAAUGCAGGAAGGCCUGGUCCUUUUGAGGGACAUCGAUACCAUUACAGAAGAACUAAGAGGGCUGAAGGUAUCUCGUGUUAUACAUUUUGCAUGUUAAUAAGCACAUUGUUUUAGUGACAACUAAAGACUGCAAUUGAUGUCAUGUUGUGAAAGAACAUCGUGUUUUCAGGUCUGAAAAUAGGCACAUAGUCAUUGACAUCCCAGGCUUGCUUAUUUAUUCAAAUAAUAAUAAUAAUAAUAAUAAUAAUAAUAAUAAUAAUAAUACUGGAAAUAAAUAAAUAAAUAAGUCGUAGGCAUACGAUUGUCAAUACAAACUUAAUUUUCCAGGGACAACUAAAUGAAAAAUAUUCCACUUGCCAGAAUAAUAGAAUAUGGACUUGAGGCUAAGAACUAUAGAUUAUCGGCAUGCACACAAAUCUGUUCAUUUUCUUUUACAUUAGGUUAAAAGGCCUGUUUCUUGCAGUGAAAGCCAGUUACAUAUACAUUAUAAAACUGAAUUCGUACAGAGGCAGUGGAUACAGGCUUAAUUUGAGCUUAAGUAGCAUGGGUUUCAAAGCCAGGAGUACCUAUGACCAUAUAACUGCCUUCCUUUAUCGUAACCUAUUUGGUCCCACACUUCUGGGAUUAGGAGAAUUCAGGUCAAAGGGCAUGACUUCUAGGCAGUCUAGCAACCAGGCACAGUACAUGUUGGAAACUAAGCACUGUGCUUAUUAUCGCUAUACCCGUUUGUAAUAUGUACUGUAUGUGGAUGGAAUUUGCAUCUUUUCUUUGAUAUUAGUGGGCCUUGGAUACCAUCUGAUGAUUGCUAGCUGACAUUGGGUGAUAAUUUACCAUUGCAUGAAUGUAACAACUUGAUAAACUGGGCAUCAGUAAUAUCCUGCCAAUAGUGUAGACUCCUGCACUUUAGUGCAAGUCACCAUUCCCUUAUUCUUCUGAUUGUAAAAACUCCUCUCAGAAGUUGAAAGGAUUAUUAGUUUUAUAAGUGGCUACAUGCACAUUAUGGUAAAUUUAUCAUCUGAUAAAUAGUCAUCUAUAACUUAGCCAUUUUCUUCACGCAAGUUCUUGAGGACAAUAAACAUCAUUUCUAUUUCAUUUAAUUUCCAGAGUCUAGUGAGUGCCCAGCAUUGUGGUAAACAGCUCCUGGAAGCCGUAGAUUUACUGCAGAAGCAUAAACUGGUUGCCUCUCAGAUCUCUUCCCUUGGGGAGAGGGUCAGGCAUAUCACUGAAAGAACAGAAGUGAUUGUCAAAAGUAAAUCGUUCAAGCCAGAUGUGCUUCAAUCUAAACAUCGGAUGCUCCAGCAGCUGCAUCAAAACCUUGUGGAUCUCUGCAAAACACGGUAAAUUUCUUUUUUUGUGACUCAGUUCUUCCUGAGGAGGCUGGCCAGUUCUUUUAUUUAAGAAAUUCAGGAAUAGAAUAUCCUAAUUGUGGGAUGCCGGGGUGUUUGUAUGAACCCCCGAAAUGAACAUAUAACAACAACAAUUUAUUUAUACCCCACCCAUUUGGUUGGGUUUCCCCAGUCACUCUGUGCGGCUUCCAACCAAAUAUUAAAAACAAUACAGCAUCAGACAUUAAAAACUUCCCUAAACAAGGCCGCCUUCAGUUGUCUUUUAAAAGUAAAAUAGUUGUUUAUUGCCUUGACAUCUGCUGGGAGGGCAUUCCACAGGGCAGGUGCCACUACCGAGAAGGCCCUCUGCCUGGUUCCCUGUAACCUCACUUCUCACAGUGAGGGAACCACCAGAAGGCCCUCAGAGCUGGACCUCAGUGUCUGGGCUGCAUGAUGGGGGUGGAGACGCUCCUUCAGGUAUACUGUGAAGUGGACAGCUGGUCAUGCCCCUCUCGUGCCAGCAUGGAUACUGUCCCAAUUCCCACAGCUGUGAACACUUGGUGUUAGUGAGAAGGGGUCCCCGCACACCCACUGACAUUCAGCAUUACUCCCCAACUGAGAACCCUGAGCUCACACACUGGGGUUUCUCUGCCUUCUGUUUGGAUUGGCUUUGGAUUCUUAUCUUAAAGUUACAAAGGAAUUAAUUCACUGCUUCCUUUGUGUUGUUCAAAUUCAUUAGGUAAAGAUAGUUGCUUUGAAGCAGAAUUGAAAGCUACUUCCUUAAAACCAAGUACAGUGGUACCUCAGGUUAAGUACUUAAUUCGUUCCGGAGGUCCGUUCUUAACCUGAAACUGUUCUUAACCUGAAGCACCACUUUAGCUAAUGGGGCCUCCUGCUGCCGCCGCGCCGCUAAAGCACGAUUUCUGUUCUCAUCCUGAAGCAAAGUUCUUAACCUGAGGUACUAUUUCUGGGUUAGCGGAGUCUGUAACCUGAAGCGUAUGUAACCUGAGGUACCACUGUAUGGAUUUUACCUGAAACCAAGGAGAAUGCAGAGAAGUGUCCAGGGCACAACUUAAGUAUAAAUAAAUAUUUCAAAUGUGGCCUACAUUGGUGGCUGGUCCAGCUUAGGGAAAGGAAGCCUGAGUAAUCCAGAUUCCAGUAUGCAGGAAGUACUAGAAAAAACAUGAUGUGGUUUUAUAAACAUUACCAAAUGCAUCUCUCCCCCCCCCCCCUUUUGGAAUAGACAAUAUCAGCUGGAAAGUGCUUUAAAGCUUUUUGAGUUUUUCCAUGAGUGCAAAGAAGAGGAGCUUUGGCUGUCUGACAAAUUGAAGCUGGUGAUGGCGGGACACUUAGGGCGCGAUCUCAGUCACAUUGCAGCCUCUCUUCAAAGCCAUAAGGUUAGUGAUGUGUAAAUUCUUGAUUGCUUGUGCAGGUUUUAGAGGGCUUUCAGAAUUUUCUAGCUGAAAUAUACUUGGAGUCACGUAGUGAUUUCAUGCUCUUUAUUGCAGCUCGUAAAACAGUGAAUGAAUUUUCCCCCAGACCUCAGGCUUUAUAUACAUUAUUUACACAAUGGGUUCCGUCUGACUGGCUGAUUCUGCUUCCCUCCUGGGGUCUGAUUGGUUUGCUCCUGCAGGUCAAUCAGGUUGUUGCAUUCUAGGAUCCUACCUGCCUAUUGUUCUAGGAUCCAAGCUCAGUACAUAACACUAGCGUUUCUGUUUCUAGUAGCAUAGAUACUAACGUACACAUCCAAAAGAUUUAUAACAGUUCUAAAAAGGGGUGGGGUGGGAACUGGUGGUGAACUGAUGUAAGAGCUUAAUAUUAUAAAACUCUUCACCGAUGAAAUGGAAAACUGUUAGAGAUAUGAGGUCAAAGUAACUUACAAAUUUACCAAUAUUGCUUGAAAUGUGCAGACAUAAUCAGCCCAGAGCCAGGGAAAUUGACUGAUUAUAUUGUGGUUUUUCAAUAGGUCUAGGCAGACAAUGGUACCACCCUAUUUGCCUCUUGAUUGGUUUAGCUAGUUUGAUGUGACAAGAACAAAGAAGCCUUGAGUUAACAAUAAAAUUCCAAAAGGGACUGCUUUCUGCUUUUCUCUUUCUGAAAUGUUAUUUUAUUUGUUUGCCUCCUUAAGGGUUGCGAGGGUUGGAUUUGUUAGAAACACUGUUUAAUUUGCUUAUGUGGAACAGUAUAUCCCUGUUGUUGCAUUUGUGAUAUGCAAAUUGGUUAAAAAAACCCCCAGGCCAUAGCCAAUUUGCCUGAUAGCCAAAUUCCUACCCAGCCCCGCUAAUACAGCAACCACCACAGCCAUAGCAAGGUCAAAUCAAUAAGUAAAAUGCAAAAUUAAUGGAGUGGGUGGGUGCGUUGUGUUAGCAAUUUCACACCUCCGAGGCUACACUUUGUGAUUAGUGGAAAUCACGCGGUCUGUCUGAGAGGAAGCAUGAGAACCGGAUACAGUCCUAUCUGUAUGUAUUACGUGAUGUACUUUUACUUUUGCCUGUUCUCUCUCGGAGCUGGAUGAGAGAGAGCACCAUGAUUCCUUGUCUGUGUGAUAUAGUGUAAAUAAAUACAGUGAUACCUCAGGUUAAGUACUUAAUUCGUUCCGGAGGUCCAUACUUAACCUGAAACUGUUCUUAACCUGAAGCACCACUUUAGCUAAUGGGGCCUCCUGCUGCUGCCGCGCCACCAGAGCACAAUUUCUGUUCUCAACCUGAAGCAAAGUUCUUAACCUGAAGCACUAUUUCUGGGUUAGCAGAGUAUGUAACCUGAAGCGUAUGUAACCUGAGGUACCACUGUAGUAGUUCAGAACUACGAUGCCUCUUUCUUUUACUGUGUCAAGAGAGGCAGCUAGUGUGCAUAAAUCAAGUUGGUUUAUGUCACUAGAGCACUCUGGAGAAGAACGGGGUGCCUUUUCCAGAGCUAUGCUCACCGGAGGACACUCAGAGAUUGGGGAGGGGUGCUGCUGAUAGCCCAGAGAGUUUUCCCAAUAUGGUAGCAGAACUGAUGAAAAAGAGCGGGUGUCGGGGGCCAGUGCAAACUGUUUAAAUCCCCCCUGGGAGCUGACCUGAAGGAAGCCUGAUUUUUCCCUCAGGCCUGCCUCCGAAGAGCCCUGCCCUCCGCACCAGCCGGCCAUUGGCCAAUUUAGCAGGCUGGCAUGGAGCCAGAUUUCAAGCUGGGAGAGUGCGGAUUCCCAGCAUCCCAGCUCUGCAUCGGGGGGGGGGCAGGUACUGGCUGCCCUGCAAGGCCGCCGCACCCUAAAAGUGGUUAAGCGGACUUGCUGAUGUUACAUUAGGGAUUAGUGUCAUAGCUCCAUCGUUUAUCUUCUUAUUUUCUGCGACAGUUGCUUUGCCAGUUAUGACGACCCAGUCAUAAGCCAGCUAUUGCGACAUAGUUAAUUCCUCCUGCUGCCUCCAAUCAAAGUAUUGCAUGGCUGAAAGCAAUGAUGCUCAGCUAUAUUUGAUUGCACAGUCAAUGUUGGUGGUAGGUAUAAUACAAUUUGCAUAAAUGAUUUCACCAGAGAAGAUCACUUGACUCAUGCGAGUGGAAUGGUGAGAUAUGUUAUUCCUUAUAGUUAUCACUCCUGAAAUAAUAAAGUGGAUAAAAGAAGUGAAAACAGCAUUCAAACUAGCAUGACUGGGUUUGGCUUCAUGGUGACAUCCAGUAAUUAUGACCCUCCGACUUCCACCUGGCAGGCUUUGCAAGCUGAGUGUGACUCCCACCAACUGAUUUGUUCUAAGAUCAUAUGCAAGGGCCGGGAGCUAGGUCAGAAAAACCCUUCAAAUCAGAGGAGCAUCCAGAAGGAAACUGACAAUAUCCAGAAAUUGUGGCAGCAGCUCCAAGAUGAGGUGGCCAGACGUAAAACCAGUUUGGAGGCAGCUUCCCUCGUCAAACAGGUACGUUGGUCUGCAGCUCUGUUCAGAUUGAACUGAAUUGAUUAUUAUUAAGAAGUCUAAACAAGAUCUUAGCCUGUCCAUUAAGCUUGGAAGGUCUUGUUAUGUUAAAACAGCAACAACAAUAGCACAGCCUUGCAUCUAAGCACUUGUCUAAUUGCCACUGGGGACAAGGAAUUGCACACAGGUGAGUGAGCAGGCUAAGAAAAGAGAGGUGGAAUUCUUGGUCUCUCAUUUGCACCUGGCAUAAAAACCAGGAAGGCCACCACCAGCAAGUCAUUGAUGGAGGUAGGGAUCUCUCUGCCCCUCUUCUUUCACCUCCCAGAAGCCUAGCUGAAUUUUUCUCAGGCAAGUCACUUAUUUACAAGGUUGCAAUAACAGUAAUGCUCAAAAAGAACCAGUCUUUCUUCCCUUUGAGUCUUGAAGAAAUUGUUGCUUUCGUUCAGAUUUGUUACUCUCCUAAUGUGAUAUUGCUAGUAUGUCACAAGCAGGCAAGAUAUAACAACACAAUUGCCCUAUUUCCACCCUCAGUACUUUGCUGAUAUUGAUGAGGUGGAGUCUUGGAUGCAGGAGCAACAAACCCUGCUAGCUAGCAAAGAUUACGGGAAGGAUGAAUCCAGUGCAGAAGCUUUGUUGCAUCGCCACUUUCGUUUGGAGAAAGAGAUAGCUGCGUAUUCUUCCGAAAUAAGCCACUUGGAUGAGCAGGCUCAUUCUGUAGCAAAGCAGGCUGCAUCAGUGGUAGGUAGCCCUUAUCCUAUCUUUUUAUCGCAUUUCUAUUAAGUUACAUAUCAGUUUGGCCCAAAUAUGGUUGUUAUUGCUGAUGAACCCAAAUAAAACCAAAGCAGACGCAGACACAAUUUGGUCUGUUAGACUGAAUUAAACAAUUCCUUUCAUCUUCAGUUCCUGUGUUGUGAUAUUUCCCUCAAAACACCAUUUUUUCUUUCUGUAGAAUUGUGCCUUCAAUCUUCUUAUUUUUAUGUUUACUCAAUGUCCUAGAAUUGUAUGCUAAUCAGCCUACUGUUGUCCCAUAAUAUCUCAUACUGACUUUGUAGAACGUGAAGUAUUUGUAUUUUAAACCACCUGAAAGCCCUAUCCUCAUAGAAGUAACUCAGAUGAGGUAAAGUCGUUUUGAAUAUUUUGUGAAAACUGUCCUCACCAGCCAGCCUGGAAGUGCUGGAAAAUUUCUUUGGGUGAAAAUGAUAGGAGCCAUGGCCCAGUUUGGGGAGCUAAUUGGAAGAUGUAAAGUUCAGAUUUAAAUUUUUAACUCUGAUAAUGCGACUAUUUGCUCUAAAACCAUGAUAGCAAUUUUGUAACAUUCUCCGCUAUUGUUCUCACAUCUGCUGCUGUUUGAAAAAUAUUCUUUCAAAUGCACACACAAAAGUGGCCUUGUCACAUCUUAACUGCAGCCAUUUUAGAGAAUAGCCAUUGUAUUUCUACUGCAACAUCUGGUGGUGAAUUCAUUUUUAAAACUCAGAAACACUUUUAAUUUGUUUGUUCACAGGCUAUUUAGAGAUUCUGGGAAUAGCAAAGUAAGAUACAACAUUCCUAUAGUUGUAAAAGGUCUUUGCUAUCUUCAGACCUUGCUAUCCUAGAUGCAACUUAGGCUAUGUUCCCAUUACCAUUUACUGUGGCUCCACUGCACUCCUACUGUUGAUGCUUGAAGCCAAGAACACAUGACAUUGGCCACAAUCCAUAUGUUAACCUGUAGUUUGAUGUGUUUCCCUUCAAACCAGCUUCCAUCUGAUUUGAAAACAUGAGCUGAGGUAUGUACAUUUGAGACAGCCAUCAUGUAAACACACAUGAGAGCUUCAUGAAUAGGAGUUCAGGGGUGGUGGUGGUGCAAACAGGUCAUGCACACUGGGGAGAGAAAUCCCCACCCCCUCUCUGGUGCACACAGCAGUGUGCAAAUGUCUAAUGUGUACAUGGACAGAAAUCAGCAUCUUAAACUAAGGCUACGUAUUGAAAUAAAACUGAAAGUAAAUUUAAUUUGAACUUGUGAGCAAUGCCAGUCCCAAAAACACAGAAUUCAGUUUUUUUGUAUAUUUCUUUUGACAGAUGGUAUCGGUGCCAACAGCAAACACAAAGAUCCAUGGCAGCACAGUCCAGAGGGUAACGAAAGCGCCAGCAAGUCUUUCUGUGUCGUGCAUGUCUGCCCAAACUACGCCAACAAGUCCAUUUGGCUCUGAUCCUCAUUUUGUUACAGAAAACAUCUGGAAAGCUCAGAAUAAGAUUAAUUUAUUAUAUGAAAAACUGCAGACCAUGGCUGAGGUAUCAAGUUUUUCUCAUAAUAUUUUGAGUUCUCCCUCUCUUUUUUAAAGACAUAGAGUAAUUGUUUAUAGAGUUGCAUUGCAGCCUUUGGUUUCUGUUUUUUUGCUAUCCUGGCUCCAGAUAUGAAAACUUAAUGUAGCUUUUAGAGUUUACUCUGCAGAGAAAAUACCAAGAAUCCUGAAAUGUGUUGCUGAAGACUGGUUUUUAUAUAACUGAAUGUGCUAAUUGCCCUAUUGCAAAACCUCCAGGUGGGCAAUAUGUGAGAAACCUGACAAAUUCCAAAAAACAGCAUCCCUGCCAGUUUCCUCCAGUCAUGAAGAAAACCAGCUCAAAUGGAAAAGGCUGACUUUUUUUAAAAAAAAUGCUCAGACUUAUAGCAGGGAAAUGUUUUAGGGCAACCACCAAGAAUAGCUCUCUACAACAAAUGGUGCUAUUAACAAAGCGUUUCAUGUCAUUCUUAAAUUCAUCCAUGAGUGAAGACAAAUGUUUGGGUAUGCUGGCCCAAGCCAUUAUAUCCUGAGACUCCCUUCUCAGUUUCUCCUGAGAGAAGAAUUUAAUCUGAAAUCUAUGGACAGUAGCAGAAUUUCAAGUAUAUCAUGACUCCCACCUUCCACAUGUUUCACAUUUGACAGUACUAAUGCACAAAUCAUGGCAUAGGACUACACAAAUAGCUAACUUUUGGUGAUUGGUUGGUGCCUCAGCUCUGAAUUUGUUUUUAAUCUGUUACCCUCAUAUACUGCCUUUGUGUUAAUAUAUUUGUAUCAGAACAUAUUUAUUCUCAUACAGUGUUUGGAUACUUAUUCCUACAGCACAGGAGAAAAGAGUUAGAAGAAAGGAUCCGACUCUACCAGUUCUACAGCUCCUGUGAAGAAUUUCGGUCUUGGAUGGAUGACAAAGAGAAAAUUGUUCAGACUAUUCAGCCAACAGCAGAUAAUGUGGAGACUAUGCAGUAUAAAUACCAGGUGCUGCUUCCACCUACAUUUUCCCUGGCAUUCUUACUCAGAGUCAUAAUUUACUUCAGUCUGUCAGUCAGGGUUGAAUUUAGAGGAACCAUUUCUGAUUUUAGUAAAAAGCGACAGAGAUAUGUUGUGGGGGGGGGGACUCCCAGCAACUGUCAAAAGCCUGCAAGGUUAAAUGGGGGGGGGGAGAGACCAACCCUAUUUAUUUCAAAUUCACUUUGUUGCAGUUCUAAUACCUCAUAAACAAGGCAGUAUUAGGAGCACAGGCUAAACAAUUAGCCCUAGAAAUGGAGUUGUGCCUUUUACUUGCAAACCUACAUAGUACAUAGGUCCGUUUUAUUGUUGAUAACAAUAGUUGCUCGGUAGCCAAUUGCUAUAAAUAUAGGCACUUUGGAAAAUAAUCACAUGUGGGCCAAAAUCCCAGGAGGGUGGUAUUAUGCUGCUACCCCUGACCCAUGCUGAAGACACUUGGAUGGAGCAGAAGUUGAAGUGCGUUAAAACAGUAUCAAUAAACUCUGAGAAGAUAAAGAGGUCUUGAAUUGUUUCCGAACCGGGCUGAACUUCUCAUUUUUCCAAUCUUAAAUCCAGUUCUCCACAUUUCUGCAUAAAUGAAUUUUUUUCAGUGUUUUUGUGUGGAUUUCUCUUAAUAGACACAUUUUUGAAUCACUCUGAAAUUUCCUGUUGUUUGUCAAAGUGUGGAUUUUCAAAGGAAACAUUAUUUCACAUCACUUGCUCACUAAAAAAAGAAUGUGGACUAUCCACUUGUUUGCUUCUCAGUGUUAACAGGAACAACUAGGUAAAAGUGAAGCAUCACACCACUGAAGUUAACGUGGGAAGUAAAUUAAAUCUGUUUGGGAAAGUAACCUGAAGAUAAUAACCUUGAGAGAACUUCCAGAAAUGUCUCAGUCUGUAGCAGCAAAAACAGGAGUUGUGGCUUCUGAAAGACGAGGAAAUUUAUUAUAGCAUGGGCUUCAAUUCACUUCAUCAUACACUCAGCUGGCAGGGAUGUGGGUGUGUGGGUGCCAGGGGUGCUGGGUAUAGGGGGCAGAGGGGGCUUCCCCCCCCCCCCGGAUAUUGAGGGGGCUGCCAGGAGCCAGGCAGCAGCUGGGACAAUAAAGAUCUUUGCUUUUGUCCUCUGCGCAUCCUGCCCCCACCCGGCACAUGCCGGGUGGUGUCAUGUGACGCGUCAUAUGGCUACGUCCCCUCAAAGGGGGUGGGCAAGUCAGCGCCCCUGGUGGGUGCUUACACACAAAUGUUGUAAUCAGUGCAUCAAACAGCAGUGAAAUAUAAAAAAAAGUCUGUGACCAUUCUUUGUAAACCAUUACAUAAGCAAAGUGACCAUUCACAAAAGCAGCAGUUGGUGAUCUCAGUUCAUGCCUGAUUCCUGAGAAGUAAACACCCUAUUCAGUUCUAAUUCAGCAGUUUCAUGCUAGAAUUUCAAGGGGAAAAACUCUAGAUACUGAUGUGUAAAGCAGGUAACCAAAGAUUCUUUUUGUUAGUUAAAUUCUAUAACGUCAAAGAGCUAAACAAUAAAUUACUACUGCUGUCUUUGUUGACUUCUGUUGUUCAGAGUUUUCUAACGGAAUUGGCUACUGGGAAGAGACAACUGGAUGAGAUCAGUUGCUUAGCAGAUAUGUUUUCAAAGAGCAGUCCUGGAAAACAGAAUGAGAUUCAUGUCCAUCAGAAAGAGAUAAAUGCGAGGUAAAUGGUGGUUCAUAUAUAGAGUUAGCCCCGUGAUGUCUGAGGGAUGAGCUUUACUUUAAAUGUAACUUCUGGUUUAGACAUAGUGUUUUCUAGAAGGUGGUUGUUUUAUUGAUGAAUUGUUAAUUAUUUUAUAUAAUUUAAGUUGCAAUUGUGUUGUUCUUUUUGAGGUGCCUGUUUGCUUGCACAGACGAGAGCAGGCUACAAACUGAAACCACCAUCGUGUUCUUCAUAAGAAUAUGAUACAAAUGUUGAGACACAUUAACUUUAGAGUAAAAUGUCCCUCAGCAUGUGCAGAGUUCAUUUCUCUCAUCAUAGUCCAACAGGAUAGUCGCCACUGCAGCAGCCUUCUUUACUUUUCUGCUCUUAGGUGGGAGCGCUUGGAAGCACUGAAAGACGAGAAGGGCUCAAUGCUGAUUGGCGUGGCUGACGUGAAGACGUUCCUUCAGGAUUGCCAGGAUACUCAAGGGCUGCUACAAGACAAGAUGACCCGCCUUGAGGACUUAGGACAUGGGAACAUGCCUACUGUUCUGUCGGCUGAGGCGCGCAAGCUGACAAACUUUGAGCGAGAGGUCUUAGUGCUGGAGAGAAAAAUUGAAUACCUGAAGAGUGUCGCCAAAUCGUAAGAAACCAGCCCUUUGGUGCAUUGUAGUCGGUCCUGGGGGCCCUGAUUUCAGGGGGAUUUAAAGUAAGAAUAGGGAGAUCUGGUGACUACUUUGGUAGGCGUGCAUUCUGUUCUUGCUGGGUAGCAGCAAGAAUUGCUGUCUCUGGGUGCAGUAAUGGCUUCCUUCUCUUUUUCAAACAGGUCUUCUACCUUAUUGAAUUAUUAGGAACUUGGAUCUAGUUUGGUUGUGGAGAAUGAAUAAUCCACAGCGCUUGCGGUCAUUGAUAGGAUUUAGGACGUAUCAUACAAUUCAGCAACCCAUAGGCAUCCCCCAAAACACACACAUGGGAAUUUGUAGAGAAUCAUGGUACAUUUUAGGGAAGUUUUUAAUGUCUGAUGUUUUAUUGUAUUUUUAAUAUUUUGUUGGAAGCCACCCAAAGUGUGGCUGGGGAAACCCAGCCAGAUGGGCAGAGUAUAAAUUUAGUAUUAUUAUUAUUAUUAUUAUUAUUAUUAUUAUUAUUAUUUAUUUUAUUGCUGCCCACAUUCAAAGCCCCAUAGCAUGCAGAAUAGGGUUCCCUCCUUUUCCUCUUGAUGAUGAUAAACAUUAUUCUGUCCCACCUUUCAUCCAAGGAGCUGAGCUCAAGAGAAGGAAAUGUUUUUGCUUUUCUCCAGCACAUCCAACCAAAUCUCCCAGCUGACAUUCCUUGAUGGAUACCGGUGGAAUACAGUUCAGGUCAUAAUGAACUCGAUCUGAGCCCUAACACUAAUUCAAAAACGUGUCUUGGCUUCAUUAUGCAGGAUCAAGGAUACCAAUCCCGCAGAGAGCAGGGCCAUAACAGAACAGGUUGAAGAUAUGGAGGAGCUCCUGUUACUGCUAAAGUCAAAGGCAGAUGAGAAGGGGAAGGCUUUGCAAGUAGCACAGGACCAACAGGCCUUCCUGCAAGACAGCCGUCGACUUCUUUGGUGGGCAGAUGCCAUGAGAGAGAAAAUGGCCAGCGAGGAAAUGGGGGUAGAUGUGGCCUCUGCAGAGCUGCUGCUAAAGGAACACCAGGAUUUGCUGAAAGAGAUACACAGUCAAAACCACAGGUAAAGACCUUCUUCAAAGGUGUAUGAGUGUGUACCAAUUCCAUAUUUUGCAAGAGAGGCAUAAAAGAAGUCUGCAAAGGAGAAGACCCUGAACUAGGGUAGCCUAUAUGGUGUCCUUCAUACAUUGUUGGACUACAAUUCCCCUUUACAAUUGGUAAAAGGGAAAAAUACUAGAUAUGGGUAUAAUGAAAAAAGAGAAUUCCCUGGAUGCCUAGAUCCAGGUUUAGGGCAAGUACUCCUUGGUGAAAGAGCCUCAGCAGAGAUUUAAAAUCACAGAACGUGCAGCAAAGUAAAGUGUGGAAAUAUAGUCUGUUAGACCUUUUAAAAAACCCCUUCAAAGUUGCUUUCAAAGUCCCCCCCCCCACUUCCCUUAGAAUAGAAAGAGACCACACACUGCAUAAGUUAAAAAUGGUUUACUUCAAAGGUCAGAUUUGUGUGCUUUUCUAUACAGCAGCAAGAAAAGACAGGCAGAAUAAUUUAGGUUAUAUGAGGCUGAUUUAUCCCACAGCCUCACCAAUUGCUCACCAUGCUGGCUGCGACAGAUGGAAGUUUUAGUCCAACAAUAUAUGGAGGGCACCAUGUUAAUUAACCUUUGUCCCAGAACAUGUUUAGCACUCUUACAUGGUACCAAAUACUGUUCUACUUGAGAGGGAAGAGCAUGAGAUACCUAUGAUGGCUGUCCUUACUAAACUUCUGGUACUGUAUGUGUACUAAACUUCUGGUACUGUAUGCUAUGUGCAUGUUUGAAUUGAAUGAUAUUUCAAGAGUUCAUUGUAUGAAAAGAAGUUAGACUCAUCAGCAAAAUGACAUUGAAUAUCAUAACCAAAUGCAUACUUUAUUUACAUCAUCAGUGCAAGCAUUGUAUUUAAUUCAAAUUUCAGGAACUUUAAAAACAAAGUUGUUUCCAACUAAGCUAAACUCAGAGCAGAUGCACUGAAAUUAAUGGACCAGACUAACUUUAGUCCACUUAUUUUAAUGGGUCUACUCUGAGUAUGACUUAAUUGGAUACCACCCAUGGUCUUUCCUCAGAAAACAUCUUUUUAUUGCUUUGUCCUUAAUAUAGCUAUUUAUAGAUCACAUUUCUGCAAGUUUCCAAAAAGGAAAAUUGAAGAAAGACUGAAAAAGUGACAGGUUUUCAUGAAUAAAGUACUGGUCAUUAAAAUAGUUUAUUCUUAAGGAAAUAUGCAUUUUCUUGAUGAAGAUGUGGUUUUCACUUAUGACAAUAAUACAUGCCAUUUUCAUGGAACUUUCACAGGUUUAAGCAGCUGCAAGAGUUGGGUCAGAAGAUAAUGGAUGGCCCAUUCAACACCAAGGCUUUGGAAAUCUGUGAGUCUGUGCAAAAGCUUGCUCAGCAAAGGAAUGAGCUAGAUGAAUUGUGGGUAAAGCGGCAGAAGAAGCUCCAGGAAGAUGUUGAACUUCAGAAAUUCAACAGAGAAAUCAAUGGCAUCCAUGCUGCUCUCUCGAGCCAUGAGGCCUUUCUGCGAACUGAUAAUAUUGAGGUAAAUACUUAUGGCUACAAAGCUGAUCAUAUUCAAAUUCAGAGUAGAAGUUAGUAAUUUGUAUCUGAGGUAAUAAAUUCUUGGUGUAAAAAUAUUUUUAAAAACCUCCUCCAUGCUACGUUGGAUCUCAUCCAAUAUUUAUAAAGUUAGGAUGAGAUAUAAAAAUACCACAACAAAUACAAAACACACUUGGUUUUUUGCAGUUUAAUCUUGCAUAUAUCUGAGAAUGGGGGUUAUUAAGCCAUGCUAUUAAGCCUCCCCCACUAAAAAAAAAUCUUAAUGUUCUUCUCUGCAGAAAAUUAAUAUAUGUAUUUUUAUAUACGUCUGUUAUACACGUAUGAGUUGUAUGAGUAGAGAAAAUUCCUUGGUUUCAUGGAUGACGUGUUCUGAUAUCAUGGAAAACCUUGUAGCUGUGUUUGAACAUCAUGUAAGCAAUGGUUUAUUGUGGUGAGAAUUAACUUAGCUCAGCACUGGGCCUGUAUACCCCUCUUCCCCUUCCCUUUCCUGACACAACUGAAAGUAGGAGAUCAGAAACUUUUUCUUCUGUUUUUGAUUCACCACAGUUUGUCAUGUGCUCUAAACCCAACAAAAUGUAGUUAACCUUAAUUAUGGUUUAUUUGAAACUUUAAACCAUGGUUUAUGAAGCUACCUUGUUUCAAUUAACUAAGGUUUACAUUAACCACAGUUUAGGCUUUUAAUAUAAUGCUGAACUUAGGUUAAUCAGAAAGAAAAUGAAAUAUUCUAGUCUCCUGAUUACGGCUGCGCCAGAGGAAGAGGGGGGUCUAUGGAGGGCCUCAGCCCUAGACUUGCCUUGGUUCAUUGCCAUCAAAAUAAGCUGUAGUAUAUUAUGACUUAAAACAUAUCUGAUGCCGUCUCCGAAACUGCUGUAAGAAUAAUGAAGUUGUGAAUUUUAAUCUGUUUUAGUAAUUUAACUUCUGGUAAACUGUUUUGAGGUUUUUUACAUGAUCAAACAGUGUAUAAAUAUUAUGAAAUAGAUAAAAUGAUAAAUGAAGGAAUAAAUAUGCUUGCACCGUGAUGUGGGAUUAGGGCUAAUUUGAACAUCCAUACCCCACCUCCUGGACUUCUCAGUGUUUGGUUGGAUUCUAGGGAGGUUGGAAAUCUACCCAAAGAUCAGGAGAAUGCAAUGGACAUGCAGUGCAGGAGAACUAGAAAGUGAAAAUUCAGAAUGAGAGGAUGUUUACUAUUUGAAGAGAAGGCUGAGGACAAUCUUUCAAUUCCCCCUGUCUCCUUAACAUUAAGGGAAGGCAAACUGCUGCAUUCAACAACCUGCUGCCAACCGAAUGGUGCUGGGAAUGUUGUGAUGUUGGAGCAUAAUUCCUGGGAACAUCGUACGUGGGACAAGAUGACCAUCUCCACGGACAGUCUUGCAUCCUCACAUAUCAACGUUCUCAGCACCAUUUGCAAACUGACUGCUGAAUGCUAAGUCACCUGACCACCUCAUCCAUCUGUAAAUACUCCACCCACUCAAAAGUGCUUUGAUUUUUGUGGGAAUCUGCCAAGUUCACAGAAGUUCUCAUCACACCUUCAUUUGAAGGUUGAAGGUCCAGUGAAUGUGGGAGGUAGGGUCGUGCUCAGCCAUCGUGGGGUGUGGUCAUGCUUGUUUUCCAUAUCUUCAGGACCACGUUGGUUCUAUUCAGAGCCUCCUGAAGCGGCAUGAGGAUUUUGAACGAGUGCUACUGGUGCUGAAAAAGCGAAUAAAUGCAGUCAAUGAGCAUGGAUAUCAGCUGGUGGAAAGGGGCCAUUUUGCUUCUGACACGUACGUAUUUGAUUUUCAUUUUUCAUUUAUUUAGAUCUGGAAGACAGGAAAGACCAAGGCCUAUUCAUGCAUGAUAUUAAGAAACACAUUAGAAUGCCCUUUACAUUUUUUGUGCCAUGUAUUAAUGCUAUUAGAUUUUAUUCCUUUGUAAAAGGAAUUUAUACAGCAUUAGCCUGCCUUCCUUUAGCCAGAAAAAUCCAAAUGUCUUAUACUGAAUAGCAGAGUAAACUGUGGAUUAAUUUGAGUUAGAUAUUCAGCUAUCCUAAACUGCCACAACACCCUGUAGAUCAGUCUACUAAGGUACAAAGAGAUGAAAUGUUUUACCAACUUUGCAAAUUAUUUCUGAUAGAGCUCCUUGCCCACAACCCAUGUAAUACCUUUUGGAGAAGUUGAAUCUCCUCUUAUUUCAUUUACAGGAUUGAGGAGAGAAUGGCUGCCAUACGAGAAAGAUGGAAAUUGCUAAUUAAUAAUAAUGAACAGAGGAAGAAGAGGCUACUAGCUUCUCUUCUAUUACAGGUUAGAGGGCAGUGUAUCAUAAACCAUAUGUAGAGAGAUUGGAAGGGGUUUGCUUGUUUGCUUUGUUUGUUUGCUUGCUUGCUUGCUUACCUAGGUUGGGUAUUCUCCAGUUCAGGAGUACCUAACAUGGUGGCUUCCUUUUGUUUUGGACUACAACUCCUAUGAUCUCCAGCUGUCAUGGCCAAGGUCAGGGGUGAUGGCAGCUGUAGUUCAUGACAUCAGAUUAUACAGUGGUUUGCAACCAGUGUGUUGUGGCACCCUGGGGUGCCUUGAAUGAUGGUCAGUUAGUGCUGCGGGCAACACAGGCCUUUGUCCCUCUUUCCUUCCCUCCCUCCUGUUGCAGCAGCCCUGGCUACAAGCUCCCCAGGUGAAUGGUGCUUCUGGGCCUGGCCCUGUGGGGCAGGGUGAGGAGGCACCUCUCUUUGGGGCAGGGGGAGUAGUUCAAAGACCAGGUGCAGCAACAGCAGCUGCCCGGAGGGCUCCCAACGAGAGGGGAGAGGCAAGGAGGCUGAGGGAACACUCCACAAGGGAGGGUGUUCAAAAAGCUCUGUAGGCAAGGGGUGACAUUACUGGGCUCCCGAGCCCCACAUGGGUGCCGCAGAAAGAAUGUAGCUGGUCAAGGGAGCCAUGGACUCAAAAAGGUUGAAAAACCUCUGGAUUCAGAAAGAGCAUAUAGUUUAUCCUAGAAUGUGGAUGGAAUAACACAUGUUUAAAAGCUUCCCCCCACAAAAAAUGACCUGCAUGUAGACACUACCAUAUCAGGGAGAAGGUUAGGCCUGGAUACUGUUCUUUGAUAUGUUUGCUUUCCACAGCAGAUCAUUCUUUGAUGCAGGGAAAUAUUAGGUAUUGUGACCUUUCACUGGUGUUCUAAAGUGUAACCUGAAGAGUUCACCUGGGGCCUGUUUUAAAGGAUGGGUAUGUUGUUCUUAAGCUUUCUUUGCAGGGAGUGUGCCACUUUUGUAUUCUGCAUUGGCAUGAAAUAAAUGCUGGUGAUGUUUAUAGCAGGGAUAAGAGGCAUGUUUAUAUAAGGGAUAAGAGGCAUUGUGGGUCAGCAGGGACAUAUUACCACACCAAGUUCUUGAGGGAUUGGCCCAAGUUUGCCUUUAAUGCCUACUGCAUCAUAUAUUCCAACUUUCUGAUAAGAAAGGGCUCACCUAACCUGCUCUAAAAAGAGUAUUUUGACCAGUAUGCAGCUGUAGGAGAAAUUUCAAAAUAAGAAUCAACCACAAUGUUUUUCUGUGCUGUAACUGCGAAGGGUCAGGUUCACAGGAAUAUCCCAUAAUGUGACAUUAAAUGUUGUAAUUGAAUACGCACUAUGUUUAAUGUAUGUAUGUUUUUAUUGUCUUAUCUGUAAAUAUAUGUUCCAAUGUAUCAAAAUGUACAUGGGGGAAAAAAGAGAUUUAAUGCAAUUGUAGGAGUUCACUCAUGACACUGCUGAGCUCUUGAUGUGGAUGGAGGAGAAAUACAAGAUAGCAUCAGAUGAGUCCUACCGUGAGCCAACAAACAUACUACGGAAGCUCAAAAAGCAUGAAGCUGCAGAACAAGAAAUGAUGGCCAAUAAGAAGCAUUAUGUGGAGCUGAUGGUGGUAAGGCUGGUCUCAUGGAGAUAUAUUGAUGACUGGCAGAAUAGCCAACAAUUCCUUGUUUGAUUAGAACAUUUCAAAUUUAAGGACAAGAGUUCCAUGCAUAUUUCUGGAUUCUAAUAGCAAACAACUCACAUGCACAGCACACAGCACUGGAUCCGAAAUUCUGUGUUUCUGAAAAGCUAGUAUUAAUUUUUUGUUUUUAAAUUAUAUUUCUAAUAUUAAAACUUAAAAUGUGUUGGUGCUUUCUGCAGAAGCCUAAAACUAGGCUUUCAGGGGAAGCAAAGUACAUAGCCUCAAAGAACUGUGCCUAUCAAGUAUAUUGCUUACUUUGCUGCUUGUAAUAUCACUUAGGAUGCCUGCAUAUAACACUAAAAAGCAGAAAUUGAAUUUUAAGAAUAAAAGAGUCUAGUAGCACAACAGUUACAGCAAUGUAUUAGGAAGAACAUUCUAAGCAAGUGUUUGUUUGCAUGUAUGCAUGCAUGCACUUUCCCAUCAUAUGGUGUUAAGAGAUGUCAAAGUUCAUGCAAAAGACUGAUGGGAAGCAGAGUUUUCCUACAGCAAAACAGAUGAAAACAACACACUGCCCCUAAGUUCAGCUUGAAUUCAGCCUUCUGAAAUCAGGGCCACCAAUGUACAGCAAUGUUGGUUUGUUCAGUGACUGGUUGGUGAGCAUCGCUUUGCAGUUUUUAGGAUACUGGCUUCUUCUGCAUACAAUGACUUUGACAUAAACAGAGGCAGAUAGGAGUAACCAGAGCUACAGGAGUUUUCUCUUGACCAAAUGCACUGUCUCUCUCCAGGCUGGAAAACAGCUGGUUCAGGAUGACCACUAUGCUGCAGAUUCCAUUCAAGAUAAAAUGUCAGAGCUGAAGAAGAAAUGGGAGAAGCUGUACAGCAAGAUGAUAGAGCGAGGAGACAAACUGAGGCAGGCCGGACAGCAAGAACAACUUAUGGAACUUCUUGAGGUCAGGGGCAAAUGCCUUUCUGCCAGGAAGGCUAGGGCUAAACUGAGUGCCAUUGCCACUGUUCAUAAAUUUUAAAAGAUCGUUGGCCAUGUUGGUUGGGGCUGAUGGGAGUUGAAACCCAACAUCUGGAGGGCUACAGUUUCCUCUUCCUGUUUUAAAGUAUUUAACCAGUGAAUAGUUUUAGGUUCUCAAACUAGUAAAGAAAAUGUAAAGUAGCGGAAUACUUGAGCAUCUGCUUUGCAUGCAGAAGGUUCAAGUUUCAGUCCCCAGGCAGGGCUGGGAUUGUCCCUUGUCUGAAACUCUGAAGAGCCUCUUCCAGUCAGUGUCAACAGUCAUGAGCUAAAUGGAUCAAUGAUCUGACUCUAUAUAAUGUAGUUUCCUAUGUUCCUCCUAUGACAGCAGAAAAUGAGCAUUCGCAGUGCUCAUAGCAGAUUCUGCACCAAGGAAUAAAAACCAAGGUGCAGAGCUUGCUGAAUGGUUGCACCAUUCCAUCAGCGCCACAGAGAAUUUAUGCCAGAGGAAAGAGAGCAAAGCGGGGAAUCAUCCACAUGUCAAUAUUUCCCCUUUAGGAUGCUGAAGAGAAGAUAGAGAAGGUUGAGAAGAGUCUUCGAGAUGCAGAGAUGGGCCAUGACAUGCGUUCUAGUCGCAAUUUGCUCAAGGAACACAGUCAGCUGGAAAAUGAGAUGCAGGGAUUGGCUGAGAAAAUGAGCUCGAUUGUGUUGCAUGCCAAGAAAAUGGCUACAAAUCAUUUUGACAGUGAAAGGAUUCUGGAUGAGACACAGAAGUAUUUGGAAUGGUGGGUUGCUCUUUCUGUAAACAUAGUGCAUUGUACAAGGCUUCAUUAUUCUCCUGUCCAUAAGGAUUUACUUUUAUAUCUCAGCCAAGCACAGUCUGAUACUGCUUGUUCCACAGAACUCAGAAGACUACUUUAAGGGAACCGGGUUCGUGUCUCCGCUCCUCCACAUGCAGCUGCUGGGUGACCUUGGGCCAGUCACACUUCUCUGAAGUCUCUCAGCCCCACUCACCUCACAGAGUGUUUGUUUGUUGUGGGGGAGGAAGGGAAAGGAGAAUGUUAGCCGCUUUGAGACUCCUUCGGGUAGUGAUAAAGCGGGAUAUCAAAUCCAAACUCUUCUUCUCUUCUUUAACAAUAGAAUAAAGCAUGAACUUUUUUUCAGCCGGAAUUUGCCAGAACUCAGUUUGGGCACCUCUCAGGUGGGCGCCAUUGCCAUUCUAAGAGAAUGAGAGAGGUAUUCAUAGUGAGUUUUGGCACCUCUUUUUCUAGAAAUAUAACACUGGAAUAAAGCCUAACAUAACAUAAGCAGGUAAUGCAGAGAGAGCUAGUAUGGUGCAAUGAAAAGAGUACUGGGCUUGGAUGUGGUGGAAAACUUAAGAGUCAAAUCCCCACUUUACUAUGAAGGGAUGACCAAAUCAUUAUCUCAGCCUAAAGUAUCUCACAGGCUUUAUUGCAACGGUAAAAUGCUGAUCAGCUUCCCUGGUAUUCUUAGCUUGCCACUAUUCUUUCUUGCUUCCUUCACCAGAUUAUUAGCAGGACUCAAACACAUAAAAAUCAUUUGCAUCGAAGUAUGAUUGGAGAAGUGACUCUGCUGGCUUCUAUAAUUCAUAACAUUCCCAACAUGCAAUUUUACACUGGUUCUUCUAAUUAGUUUUGGCAAUGUGGGUGUAGAAAGCAAGCUGGGUGCACAAGAUUAAAAUCAACAUUUCAGAAUUAUACAUUACUGUAGAGGGGAAGAUAUUUCACUGACAGCUGGAUCACUGACCUUUUCUUUGUGACUCAUCAAUUAUGUUGACUAAUAAGAAUGUUUGCUUAUUGAGGGGAUCCUGCAUUUUCUUGGGCUGAGUGUGUGAACUUCAUUGUUUUAACAUCUGGUUCACAGGUUUGCCUCUCUCCAGGAACCUCUUGCUGAGAGAGGCCAGCUGCUUCAGGCCAGAGUGGAAUUGUUCCAGUUCUACCAUUACCAUGACAUGGAAAUGAAGUGGAUUAGUGAGCGGAUGUCAGUGGCCAGUUCCACAAACCGAGGCCAGUCCUUGAAUGUGGCUCAAAGCUUUCUACAGAAGCACAAGGUAACUCCUGAGUUCUGAUAGCCGUUGUCACAAGUUUACAGCAUGUUUUCUAUUUCAGGAUGAGAUUAAUAGCUGAUUCUCCAACCAGCUGGAAGAUGUUUCAGGAGAGUUUGCUUCUUUCCCUAGCUGUAGGGUUGAGAUCUGUAAUGGUAAACAAGUGGCAGCUUCCUAAUGCCAUGGCAACAUGCUUGCUUGAUUGUUCUGUACUUUAGCAGUAUGUAUGUGACCUCCAAAAGCAUAGUGAAGCUGGAGACCACUGGGCAACUCUAGAUGCAGAGAGCCUGGUGCUUAGCAGAGAGAGGAACAAGGUAUCUUCCAACCUUCCAACAUAUGGCUUUAAUGAAUUAUUUUAGCUGCCCGUCACAUUCCAAAAGAGGGAUAUCCUCGAGCUUAUCUGAUAGCAUAUAGGAACUACUCCAUAAUUGUAUCACCUCAUAUAUAUUUUUUACAUAAGUGAAGUGGUGUUUAGAAAGGCUGUUGCUUUUUUGUUAACUUUUCCUCUGCCUUGAAUAAUCAAAACUAUUAAUAGUGAAAAAAGAGAGUGCCACCCUGAAUAUAACAGCUGUGCACUGGAAUAUAAAAUGGCUGUUUCCCUAUGUUUCUGGAAUUCCCUUUUCCUGCAGACUCAACAAAAUAUGAGCCAUAAGUUCUUACAGAAGCGCUACGGUAUGCAUGUUUAGUAUUGUUUUUAAUCGUUUGGUUUUCAGUAACUGGAGGGAGUAAUGGGAUAUUAUUACAUUAAUUGGUAUUUUAUGCAUUUGUUGCAAGUUACUGCUCUUGAAAGCAUAAUAAAUUUUGUGUGCAGAUGAAUGCCUUUGAAAGGAGCUUACAUUUGGGUUUUGGACUGGACGACUGUGUUCCCACAGCAGGGUUUUGUAAACACAGAUGAACAGCAAAUGUACUAUGCCAACGCAUAGAAUCAUCUGAGGAUUUACUUCCUCACAGCAGGAUCUCUUGGCAAAUCAGCCCAGCCACUGAAAGAGAGAGAGAAGAAUUAGGGAGCCUGUGGCGUCCCAGAUGUUGCUGGAUUACAACUUUCAUCACCAGUGACAUUUGGUUAUGUGGCCUGGAGCUGAUGGAGUCCAACAAAAUCUCAAGGGCUACAGGCAUUUAUACCCCUGCUAUAGACACUCAUUUUAAAUGGCUCCAGGGGAUGGAGAAAAUAUUGCAAAUAUGUGCUUAGUGAAAAGUUGGAUCAUUUACUAGUUGCACUGCACAGAGAUUAGCGAGCAUAGAAUUUGCAGUGGAAAUGGAGAAAAAAGAAACCAAAUUUCCUUAGGGUAGGUUUGUUGACUUUAUCUAUUACUUUCCACAACAAAAACUUCAGAAACAAUUUACAACAGGAACAAAAUGCAGUAAUGAAAAUAUGUAGUAUUUUAAAAGCAUAGAAUAAAAACAUCCAAACAUUUGGUGCUUCCAAAAUGCCCAAGAAAUCUAACUUAAAUCUUGUGAUGUGGGUGGAGGGUAAAUAAGAAUCUGUAGGAGUGGGUGUCAAUUUGCGAAAGCCGUAGCAGGGAAGGAAGGAAGUCUGAGCGUGACAAAGCGCAGUGUAAAUAAGAAAACACUAAGAUGCUGGAUGUAAGAGUUUAUGUUUAAUUGGACUUUGUUUUUGGAAAUUUGGCUUAUGUUCUUAUUUGAUUUUGCUUUUGAAAAUUUAAUAAAAAGUAUUUUUUUAAAAAAAUGCCCAAGAAAUCUAAAAUGCCUGGCACCUAAAUGAUGAUAAAGUUAUUCCUCUCUAAGACUAGAAUUCAUGGACAUUCUGUGAAGAUGGAUGUUGGCCAUAUAAAAUAGAGUUCUUCUUCAUUCAGUGAAUCAUUAAACUAUGGAACUCGCUUCCCUAGGAGCCACUGAUGGCCACCCACUUGGAUGGCUUUAAAAGAGGAUUGGAUGAAUCGAUGGAGGAUAAGGCUAUCAGUUGGUACCAGCCAUGAUGGCUAACUCAGCCUCCCAAGUCAGAGGCACUAAUGCUUCUGAAUACCGCAGAAGAAGAGAGUGCUGUUGCAUCGGGUCCUGCUUCUGGGCUUCCCACAAGCAUCUUGUUGGCCACUGUGAGCACAGAAUGCUGAACUAGAUGGACCAUUGGCCUGAUACAUCAGGCUCUUGCUCUGUUCUUAUGUUCGCACAUGGAAGGCCUUCUUGGAGACAACGUUCCAUAUAGAAAAGGCCUCAAUCACCACACUCUGGAUCUGGCAUGUAGGGAAGGGCCUCACAUGACAACCUCAGGAUCCAGGCAGCUUCAAAUGGGGGAAAGGUGGCCCUUCAGGUAUAGGGGUCCAAGCUGAGGACAUUACUCAGUUUCCCAAGAAUUCUUCCAUAUUGAUGUAAUAAAGAAUGAAAUAAUGGCUAUUUUCCCCUUCCUACUUGGCUGGGUGAUCUUGCAUUGCCAACAUAUUUUAGAAGUUACGUGAAUAAUCUGUUUUUACUUUCUUCUCUCGAAAAUUAGUGUCAGAAUGAAACACCUCAGCUUGACAAUAUUCAGAACAUAAGACACAUGUUUAAACUUAGCUCUGGUGUUACGAGUGACAGGAAGUUUUUUAAAAAGUUUAUGCUUCAACAUGACAGCAAUUAAAAAACCCACAUAUGGUUGAAAAAGGCAAUGCAGGAUGGCAAUCCCUCUAAAAUUUCAGAAACCAAAAGACAUAUUUCCUGAUUUUAUUUUUGCUGGAUAAAGGCCAUAUUUAGCACCCUGUGCUAAAGCCAAUGUGUAACAAAUAGAAAACCACUGAUUCUUUGUUAGGAAUUAAGAAAUAGGGUAGUAACUUUAAUCCAUCAAGCAUUCAGCUUUCCAGAAUAAUUUAUCCUACUAAAUGUUGCCUGUCUGUUUCUAGCUAUCAGUAGCUACUAGUCAGAAAGCUGAUCAGAGACAAUAUGUUCUCAAUUGCUAGUUGCUGGGGAUCAAGAGAAAGGAAGUGCUAUUGCUCUCAUACCCCAAUUGGCCAAUGCAGGAAACAGGAUAUUCGAGUAGAUAGGGCUUCGGUCUGAUCCACCGGAGUUUUUCUUAUGUUCUUAUUUUACAUGGCAAAUGAUUUUCACUCCUCUUUCCCACACAUGCUGAAAAGAUCUUUCUGUUUACAAAUUUAUUUCACUUCUGCACUCCCAUAACAUUUAGACCCCUCAGAACUCCAGCCCCACAAAAUGUGUGUUUUUCCUACCAUAUAUCUCCCUACAAUAAGUUCCUUUUCCAAAAUUAAUUUGCAAGGAGAUUCGCCUUCCAAAAAUGAAUUUCCAGGCAUUUGGAUGAUCAACACCUACAUUAUUAUUUUUUAAAUAGUAUUUGACCUUUUAGACUUUUGGGGGUUUUACUCCAGAAAUAACCCAGUGGCUCUGAAAAAUGGAAAGCACCUUCUAAGUUGUUAUAAAUGCCUCUUUUUACUACUUUUAACCCUUACCUCUCACCUUUUCAUGGCAUUUCUGCAUGUUUUUCUUCUACUAGGAAUUGCAGGUGGAAGUGAAUGGUCACAAGCAGCAGGUCUCUAGGGUUUUGGAGAUGGGAAGAGCCAUGACAGAUGGCAAGCCUGUCCCAUCUCAGAGAGUAAAGGAAAAGUGCCAGGAACUGAGCAAAAGCUGGCAGGAGCUGGAGGAAGCAUGUGAGGAAAGAAUCAAGCAGCUACAGCAAUCUGUUGCCUUCCAUCAGGUAUAUUUCACUAUAUAUUGAUUUCACUCAGUUUGCAAGCCAUGUACCUUAAGUGCACAAGGUGCCAAAGGUCUAUAGGAUUUGAAUGAACUCUGUGUGUCUGCUGCAACUGAGGACCAGUUCGCAAAUGUGGGGUCACCACUGUUGUCUUUAUAAAGUUCAAGAGGACAUACUCCGGUUCAAAUGAGUUUACAAUCUAAAAAAAAAUUAACAAAAGGGAGACAGUGACAGAAAAGGGAAGUGGAGGCAGGGGUAAACAGAACAGAAUCUGUGUUAUUAAAAUCACAUAUUCUUAGGCUUAGUUGCAAUCUGGAAUGAAGAUGCAGGGGUUCUGCCAGAGUGAUUUCCCUGCUUCUUCCCAUUCCACAUCCUUCCCUCAGAUUUUCUCCAGAGAGUUGUCAGAACCCCCAAACCAACACAUGCUGGGUGAAAGGAGAGAUUACAGAAUGAUCUUCUUAGCACCACGUUGAAUUCCACCCUCUAUUUUGCAUAUUUCAACAAGCUUCUCAUUUUACCUACGGAAUCAAUUGCUUUUUAACUUGUAACAAUAGUAUUUUGCACAAAAAGUUUCCCUAAGGAGAAAAAUAAUAAUAACCAUUUUAUUUUAUUUUAAAUUACAAAGUACUUAAUAGAUAUCUUGGACCUGGAGAGUUGGGUAGCAGAGAAGUUCCCACUGGUAACCAGCAAAGAGUGUGGCAAAGAUGGUGCUGCAACUCAAAAACUCAUUAAGAAACAUAAGGUAAUUCUGUGCACAGUCUUCCUCCCCCACCACCCCUGCCCCAAAGAAUGUAGCAGGUAUUAUUGAAGAGGUUGAAUAGUUUCUUUCCUAGCCUGAGGUUACCCUUAAGGAUACCUGCCCAAUGGCCACACACAUUGUGGAGGCUAAACUUAAAAUGGCUGUGUCUUGAUCAAAGGUAUAGCAGGUCAAUGUUAUAUAAUAUUCCAACACAGUGAAUCAACUGUAUGUGGUCCUUCAAAGUGCACCCCAGUCCCCAGAAUCUCCCCCUCCCUCUCUCCCUUUGUCCUAGGAGAAUCCUUGCUGCAGGCCUGUGUUAUAGAGCCCUGCUGGACUGCCAUAUGUAAGAUUUCUGCCCCCAGAACCAGUUCUGUAAGAUUUAAUCAUGAAGUGAUAAUGCUUUCCUUAGUUGGAAAACAGCUAUAAUUCUUCUGGCAAUAGCUUAGCCUUUCCAAUAAUGAGUCAUCCAUAUAUUUGGUAUAUUAAUUGGCUCCUGCAGUUUGCCUGAAGGUGGCAAAAAUUAAAUACGCAGACUGUUUGCUUUUGCCAGGAAUAAAUCUGCUGGAAAAUGUCUGGCCUCGAUACCCUUGUUUUAGUCUCAAUCUAUUUGAUGUUUGUUGAAGCAUUUGUCAAAUCAAAUAUGAACUGUAUAGAAAUACAUAAUAUAUAACAUGUAUGAUGAUGAAUAUAAUAUUAUCAAUAAAAGUUCUAGCCUCACAUUGGCACCUCAGCUGUUGCUUCUCAACUUUGUAUGUUUGGCCUCACCUAAGUUCUUACUUCAGCUAGAACUUUGCUUUCUGUCAGGCCCUGGAGCAUGAAAUCAACAUCUAUCAGAAUUUAGUAAUGGAACUAGGUGAAACUGCCAAAACGCUGCCCCUCUCUGGCUCCAUCCACUAUGAUGAAGUUGACGCACCUCAGGAACAAGUUCAAUCACAGAUUCAGGAGUUGCAAAAUAUGGCCAUAGCAAGGUAAGAAAAUAACAGUCCCAGUUUCUUUGCAUGGUAUUUUGUUGGGCUUUGAUCUUCUGCCAAACCAUAUGAAAAUCAAUAGCAAAGCUUCUGAUCCCUUCAAGAGGCUUUUUAGGCAGGGAUGGCCCUACCAUUAGGCAGAGUGAAGCCAUUGCCUCAGGCAGCAGAUGCUGGGAGGCAGUAAUUUCUCCUGAGCCCUGCCAACUCAGCUGUUGUCCUCUGUUGGAGAUCAGAGCUAUGUGUGCCACAGGCCUAUCAGAUACCCCUAAACUAGCCUGCUGCCUUCGGGUAUGCUGGAAGAUGUCAUCCCAUUGACACCAAGUGUUGAAGUAAGAUCCAGCUGGCAGUCCAGUCAGCUUCUGGAAAUGGAAUGGGAGUGGGGGACAUAUCAUAAUUCAUCAUGGGCCACAAAUAUCUUGAGCUGGCCCUGGCUUUUGAUCAUGCUUAUUAUUAUUUCUUAAAUUUCUAUACCAUCCUUCAUCUAAGGAUCACAGGGUGGUUCACAAUAUAAUGUUGAUGAAUGCAUAUACAGUACAUAUUGUUGCACACUUCCUACUUCUCAGAACAUUGGACAAUCCCUGAAUCAUUAGUACUACUCAGAGUUGGUUUCCUGUGAAUGAGAGAGUAUGGGAAACCUAUAAAGUUUUGUUUUGUUUUGUUUUGUUUUGUUUACCAAGUGGAGACAAAUAGCAAGCACUCUUAGAAGGCAGCAGAUGUACUCCUCCUCCAUCAAAUCUCCAGAAAGAGGCAUUGUUCCAGACAGAACUCCCAGAAAAUAUUGGUGGGAUGGGUGUGGAGGGAGCGGAAGUCCCACUGUGCAAAUGAAAGUCCUUGUGCUAACAGGACUUUGUUGGACAGAGGUUGCAGUGUUUGUUUAUUUCAGGAAAUUAUACCCCAUUUUUCACUACGUAUCUCAAAGUAGCUUACAGAAAAGUAAAAAAAGGUACAAUAUAAGAAAUACCAAUAUAAUUGCAUUGUGAUUCAUACUUCAGUCUUGGAUAUACAGCUCAAGUCAGUUCUCUUGAAAAUUCACAGGAAUCAAUUUCCUUAAGUAUAACUAUGAUAUUGAUAUAUAUGCAGUUCAAGGUGGGGUUAAAGAGCAUAUUAACUGGCCACUGUACACAUUCACCAGACCUCAGGAGAAUGUAUACAUAAUACACCCAUGAAGAGAGAAUUGUUCACAUUUCCCAGUCAAUAUGCACAAUCCAACAGGCCUAGGAGAAAGUGUAUAUCUCAGCUGAAUUUAGUACAUUCUCUAGCUAUUAUGCAAGAUCCCCAAAAGGCUUUGGGGAACGUACAUAUCUCAACUGCAUUUUGUAUAGUCCCCAAGUAAUUUUAGACACUGGAUUUAAUGGUCUUAUGAUUUCCCUCCAGCCCCUUUAGAUGGUUCAUUUAUUUCACUUCCUUCAAAAUGUGAUCAGCCAGCACAACUGGUCACUCUGUUGAGUGGAGCCUUGGACAUCUGCUGCAAAAGUCCUGCCUUGACAGCACUGCUGCUAUUAUCUAUUUCUCUCUCCAAAAAGGGGCAAAAGGCUGGAGGAGACUCUUACAUUGCAUGACUUUCUAAGGGAAUAUGAGGAUCUGGAAGACUGGAUCAGUCAGCAGAAGCAGGUAGCCAGUUCCAAUGGCUAUGGGACCAGUUAUGAACACGUCCUGGUGAGUUAUAUUAUAAAGACAGCAAGAUAUAUUAAAAUGCACCCUGCUUAACAAAGCUUUGUUACACCAAAAUAUUUUAAUGGAAACAACUACCAAGCUCUGAUGAGCCUUCAUAAAGAGGAUUAGGUGUCAUAUCAAGAAGUGAAUUAGUUUUGUUACCUUUCGCAAGCUGACAAUUUAGGAAUCUAGCAGGCUUAAGAUGGAUUGUGCAAGUGGUGAAACCAUUGUGGCCGACUUGUGGUUAAUCAUUAUGCCAAAUCCUUUGUAAGAUGUCAAUGAAGAAAUGAUACGAUAAUUUCAGGGAUGUUUUUCAAAUGACAGAAUAAGCCACUCAGAAAAGUACAAACAGUACGCCUGGUUGAAAUAAAUUUGAAGGAUUAUAAUUAACCUGAUUGAUAAUCCUUUCUGAAACACUCUCGGUUUUUGUUUCCCAACAAAUGUUUGUAAUUUGUGGGUGUGUGGUUUAACCAAAGUUGAAAAGCAGCAACUGCUGUGUUUGUAUUAUGUUUCACCUUUGAAAACUUCCACAGGAUAACUUAAAUAUUUUUUAAAAAAAACAUUAAAACAGGAAUAUUAAAUAAGCAUAAUCUAAAGUAGCACUAAAGUAGCAUAAUCUAAUUGACGCGGGUGGCGCUGUGGUCUAAACCACUGAUCGGCUUGCCGAUCGGAAGGUUGGCAGUUCAAAUCCCUGUGAUGGGAUGAGCUCCCUUUGUUCAAUCCCAGCUCCUGCCCACCUAGCAGUUCAAAAGCACGUCAAAGUGGAAGUAGAUAAAUAGGUACUGCUCCGGCGGGAAGGUAAAUGGUGUUUCUGUACGCUGCUCUGGUUCACCAGAAGCGGCUUAGUCAUGCUGGCCUCAUGACCCGGAAAAACUGUCUGCGGACAAACGCCGGCUCCCUCAGCCUAUAGAGCAAGAUGAGCGUGCAACCCCAGAGUCGUCUGCGACUGGACCUAAUGGUCAGGGGGUACCUUUACCUUUACCUUUAAAGUAGCAGUAUAAAAACAAUCUACCAAAAUAAAAAAGACAACAGCAGCUUAAGCAAUGUAGAGAGAUUUUAUUUUUUUUAUGGGAAAAUAAAAGUGAUCUUUGCCUGGCACAAAAAUGACAUCAAGGAAGGCACUAGGAGAACCUCCCUGGGGAUAGCAUUCCAUAAUCGGGGUUCUGCAAGUGAGUUCUUUUCCCCUUUAGCCACCCCUUGUCACACCUUAGAUCAUGGAGGCACCUGCCAAAGUGCCUUUGUUGAUAGACAGUGACAUGUGGAGACAAGUGGUCCUUCAGGUAUCCCAUUCCCAAUCUCUGAAGGGCUUUAAAAGUCAAAGGCAGUGUUCUAGUCAUUAUACUAGCCCAGGCACGUCCAACUCCCAAGAGACUGCAAUCUACUCCCAGUAUAAAACAAACAAACUGGCAGGGAUCUACCCAUUGUCAUUGGAGGGAGGAUUAGCAUGCGUGAGGUGGGUGGGUGGAAGGGGAGGAUUGCCCAGAGUUAUUGAGCUUUUUUUAGGAGCGAGUGCCCAUAAAUCGCUCAACAAAAAAUCCGCCACUAACCAACAGGUAAAAGCAGAUGCCAAACAACUGCCCACGUGAUGUGACAGAGGGACAGAGUGAGGGGGCGGGGGGUGGAGACAUUCAUUCCCCAGUUUUUUUAAUCCCGCAAUCGAUAAGGAUCCCGCGAUCGACCGCAAUCCGCCAGGAUCACCCGGGGAUCUACCUGUUGAUUGUGGUCGACUGGUUGAACAUGUCUGGACUAGCCCAUUGAACUCCCAUGUACUUUGAAUUUACAUGUGAGAUCAGCAACUAACUUUAUUUAUUUACUUAUUUAUUUAUUUUCAACCAUUGGUAUGCUCCUUAAUCGCAACAGUCUCUAAGCAGUGCACAGGAGACUCAGUACAAUGAAACUUCCCAUCUGCUGGAAGAAGAAUAAGCAGUAGUAGUAGUCUGACCUAAUUGGGGCCAGUCUGACCUAAACUGGGAGGGAUUUCCAUAAAAUUGUGGCCACAAUACUAAACACACAGCUCCUGCUGGGUAGAAGUCAUGCAUCUGAGCCAUAGGAGACUACUAACUCACCUGAAGAUGUCAGCACUUGGGCAAGGAUAUAUUGGGAGAGAGCAAGGCUGAGCUAUUGCUAGAUUUAAUUGAAUGAAAAGUCAGAGCAACACAGAAUGUUUGGAACAAUGUUGAUAGCUAAGUGUGUGUGUGUGUGUGUGUGUGUGUGUGUGUCCCAGAACUGUGUGUAUUUCUUCUGCCUGCUCACUCAUUGUUUUCUCUGAAAGCAUCUUUGUGGCAAAUAUGAAAAGCUCCAGCACCAGAUGGAAGUUGCUGCCAAGAGAGUUGUUGCAUCCUAUCAGCUAGCAGAGGAUAUGGUGGAUCGUGGCCAUUUUGAAUCCCGGGAGAUUCGGAAGAAACAGAAACAGUUGCGGUAAGAGGAGAUCUUCUGUCACCUUGGCUUUCUCUUCUGGCAGGGAAAUAGGAAAUGGCCACAGCCAGAUCCUUGCUAAUUAAAUAAUAUAUAAGAAAGAUCUCAAAGACCAAAAGCUUUCUGAAAUGAUCUUCAUUCUGGUUCCUUUGACACACAAAGCUGGUCCUUCUGAUUUAUCACUAACUUGUGAAAUACUGAUCAGCUGACAGUUGAGCAUUCCAAAGAACUGUUUCAUUGACCCUUUAGAGUUGUGUGCAUAGGGGACUGACCUUGACCUCUAAGACAACAGUGGAAGGGAGUCUUCUUCCCAACACCACUUUAUGACUAGGAACAGGAAGCUGUAAAGAAGGACAGAACUAGCUAUAGCUGCUGGAGGCUGGACCUUUUCUAGCUAACUGUGUUACCUUGAAGAAAGGUUGCAUUGUUUGGGACUUCUUCUUUAAAGGAAAAGCAAGCAAUAGAUACUGUACAAAACUAUGCAUACCAGCCCAGUUUUCAUGUAACACAAUGGCUUAGCACAAACAAGGAAAAAUGCAAACACUCAGGACAUGGGUAUGGGUGAGAGGAAACCAUGGCUGCUUUCUUCCUCUAGUGAUUCUGCUGUUGCACUAAGCCACAGUUUGACUUAACAUGUUGUUCAAUCUCAGGCUCAUGGUUUAAAUAUCUCCAGACAAACCAUGAACUGUAACCAACCGGGGCUUGUCUCAUGGUUCAUAGUAGAAGUCGAGAACCUCCAGACCACGGGCCAAUUUGGCCCAUGAGGCUGUUUUUCCCCAAACCACACCCAUUUAUCCCACACCUGACAUCAUAUGUGACAUCAUAUGUGAUAUCAGGUGUGGGGCAAGCAGAGAUGUGGCUGGAUCAGCUGUGCAGUGGGAACCCAUGAGGAACCCGAUUAUGUAGUCAUUCCUUGCAAAAAGCAGGCUUGAAGUCACUGCCCAUCACCUGAUAGGUGAUGACUUCAAGCCUACUAAUCAGUGGCACUCCAAAGCACCACGCAGGUCUGUUUGCAAUCCUGCAUGCUGCUGUGAAGUCUCAGUGACCAUCACCUGAUAUAAUUAUGAUGCAAGGUGUAUUUAUAUCAUCUGAUAUAGUUAUGAGGAGAGGAGAUAAGGAGCUGGCCUAUUGACAGAUCUCCAUCGCUGGAUUACAGCAUGUGUUUGUUGUGGAACUGCUAAGCCAUGAGUCUGGGAUCGACAAUAUUUUAAGUUGUCUAAAGAUGCUUUCAGCAUGCAUAAACAACUAGAACCAGCACUGGUUCCAUUUCACGUUUUUCAACCUGUUUCCCUCAUCAGGAACAAUUGGGAUGAAUUGCUGGAGAUGAUAAAGUUUCAAGGCGAACGACUACAAGAUGCUGAGUUAAUACACAAGUGUCUGCAAGACCUGAUGGAAGCCCUUGUCCACACUGAGGUUAUAAUCAUGCUGGGAAAUAUAUGGAUUGGGUAUUUUGUUUCUGCCCAUCUACUGUGUCCUUUGAGGGCCACAUUAGGUGUGAAGAGAAGAGUGUUAUGCAUAUGCAUUAGCAUAAUCUAUCCCGGCUUUCCCAUACUUGGCACCCUAUAUGGGUAACUGUCACAGGAGUGUGCUAGUCAGAAAUCACACAGUUCAAAAAUGGAGUUAACUCUUUAUUAGCAAAAACACAACCUCCACAGAUGUGGACGAGCGUCAGGCCUAGUGAGCAGAGCAGAUCAUGCCUGGUGGUCUUCCUCCAUGAAAAUCAGUUUGCCAAGACUGAAAGUCCCCAUCUCUUCAUGGCCGUCUAAGUCCCCUCUUCUCCAGGGCUUUUUCCAAGCAAUUGGAGACUGUGCCUGCAUGCAGCCAACCUUUCCACCCUUUUCAUGCCUCCUUGUUCUGGGAAACAAGCAGGGAGGGGACAGCAGGAGGGAGAGGCACCUCUGACUCUUAAGCAGCCUGACUCAUCUCUGCCUCUUGGCCUCCCUCAUCCCACCCUCCUGCUGCUUCAGCUUCUGCCUCUGAUUCUGAGCUACUCUCUGCCACAGACUCUCCCAGCUCACUAAGCCCUGUUACCUCUUCAGCUUCUGACACCUCCUCUUCCCAGUCUUCUCCCUCUGACCACGCAUUGGUGUCCCACCACCAUUACCCGGGCUCUGAGCUUUCUUCCCUUGAUAGUUCCCCAGCUGGUUUCUCCCUCUGCGUCCAACCAGGCCAUGACAGUAACAGCAACAAAAUGUAAAAUUACAGUAUGAUAUAGAUAGAUAGAUGAUAGAUGAUGACAGAUGAUGAUGAUAAUGAUAGCUAGAUAGCUAGAUAGGCCAUAAACAUGUAAAAGCAAAACAGAAAAACAGCAGUCGAUAAACUAAAUAUAAAUAAGCUAUUUAUUCACACACUUGCUCCAUGCACAUCUCAAGCUUGGUAAUUGGUUUGCUUGGAUGAAGGUGCUGAACUCUCCCCUCCCUAACCUUGUUCAGACUGGCUCAAUUCCAGCAAUAGGGCUGGGCUGGGGAACAAAGUGUUUUAUGCAAUGGGGUGCUGUGAGGCAAGGAGGGAAGAGUUUAGCUCUCCUCAUCAGUGUGCUUCCCUUUAUGGGGGAAAAACAGGCACACAACCCAGCCUCCAACCUCCAAACUAUAUGUGAAUGGGAACAAUAUGUGCAUAAGUACACCUGGCUGUUCUGACACAUAUACUGUGGCUUAGCUUUACAUUUCCCUAUACCAUUUGGGACCAGGAUGCCUGUAAGAUUAUCUCAUCCCUUACAUACCAAACUGGUUGAUGUACACUGCAUGAGGGGGCAGGGGCGAAGGAAGGCGUCGUGACACCCAGGGUGGGUAUCGCUACAUAGGACGCAUGUGCGGCAUCACUAAGUAUGACACAUGCGCCAUACGUAGCAACGCCGCACAUGCGCUGUAUAGCGGUUUGCUGCCUGCGCUUCUCCAGCGCCGUACGGACGGUGCCAGGAUCCCUCUGUCGCCACCACAGUUGCAUGUGAAGGAUCCUCCAUUCGCAGCUGCAGCCACGAGCAGAGGAUCCUGUCGCUGUCCGUACGGCACUGGAGCGGCGCCAGCAGCAAACCACUAUACAGUGCAUGUGCGGCAGCGCUACGUACUGCGCAUGCAUGCGACGGCGCACAUACGCUGUACUUGGCGGUUUGCUGCCGGCGCCGGGAUCAAGAUGCUUCAAGAUGCUUCAUAGGAAGUGAUUUGUGAAUGAAAAAACAAUAAUAUAUUUACACUUUGUUUCAAAUAAUCAACCCAUUAACAGCAAGCUUCCCCAUACUAUUUCACUAGGAGAAGUCCAAGGCCAUCCCUGAUGACAUUGCUAGAGACCUGGGUGGUGUACAGUCCCAGCUACGCAAACUUGCAACCCUCGAGCAUGAACUGUCUGGGAAUGAGCAACAGGUAAGAUACAUAGCAGUUCGCAGAUGGCAAUUGGAAGCCAAAGCCCAUUCUGGCAUCUCAUAAUUUGCUGAUUAUCUUGUAAGAUGGUGCAUUCCAAAACAAUAACUAGACAUUUGUAAAAAUAAAUAAAUAAAUUGAUUGUCUUCCCAUUUGCAUGACAAAACUACUGCUUUUUUAUUUUGAUCAGACCUGCCACCAUUGAGUUUAUUGAAUUUCUUGUUGUGAAACUAGAAUAAAAACACUUCUUUGGGGGGGGGGGUUACCCACUUCUCCACAAUAUGAUUUCAUAGUUGCGUUAUUAGGUUAGGUUUUUCAAGAAGGCUGAGUAUGAGACUCUCUGGUGCCCUCCCUUCCUGUGCAUGUGCUAUGGCAUCCUCCUUAUUCUUUUUUUGCAGCUGCAAGAACUGAUUGAUGCUGCAGAUGGCGUGCUUUGCCGGUGCUCCGAAAGUCAAAUGCAGGAGAUACAAGAAAAGCAGCAGGCAGUGGUAGAGAACUGGGAGUCCUUGAGGUGCAAAGUGGAAUAUUGCAGGGAGCAGUUGGAACAAGCCUGCAGACUGUACCACUUUCAAACACAGGUGAGCAUUUCAGUGUGGUAGAAAUUGAAGUCAAUCUUUCAUCAGACUCUUUCCACACUUCUCAAUUACACACACAAAAACUAAUUUCACAGAGUUAAUAGGUGGGUGUAUUAAUAUAUCUAAUGCAGUACAGUGGUACCUCGGGUUACAGACGCUUCAGGUUGCAGACUCCGCUAACCCAGAAAUAGUACCUCAGGUUAAGAACUUUGCUUCAGGAUGAGAACAGAAAUCGUGCGGCGGCCUCGUGGCGACAGCGGGAGGCCCCAUUAGCUAAAGUGGUACCUCAGGUUAAGAACAGUUGCAGGUUAAGAACGGACCUCCAGAACGAAUUAAGUUCUUAACCCGAGGUACCACUGUAAUCUGCUUUAGGAGACAUGUAAGGGUUGCUUAGGGGACAGAGAAGAUCAUGAGGCCUAUACAUGCUUAUAGCAAUGAUGCUCAAUGCUUUUUUUCUGGGGGUAUUCAAGGAUAUGCAGUACGGCACUUUUUUUUCAAAUGCUAAAAGUGUGGCACUUAUUUUUUUUUAAAAAAAAAUAUUUUAUUAAGGAUUUUCUUGUUUUACAGAAGUGUAGUGCCACGUAUUUUUUUUUCAUGUAACAUUUUUACAAAUCCGUUUCAUUUGUCAACACAAGAAAUACAAGACAAACUAGAAGACACCCAAAUGCCCUGGUUAACACAACACCAACUACAUGCCCUCUUAAACAACCCAACAGUAAAAUCAGCAGCAACUAGGCCCCUGACAACCUUCGAAAACCUCCUCCUAACAACAAAGGGAAACGGUAAAGGGACGGUAUCCGCAAUAUACAAAAUACUACUCCAAAAUCCCGCAAAUCCCCUAGACGCAAUCAAAAAACAAUGGGAGAAUGACAUAGGCUAUGAGAUUAACCCCACUCAAUGGACCAGAAUUUGGUCUAAACCCCCCUUUAAAUCCAUAUCAACGAAAAGAAAAGAACUCACACUGAAACUCACCUACAGGUGGUACCUAACACCAAGGAAACUAGCGCUAAUACACCCAGGAACCUCACCAAAAUGCUGGAGAGGGUGCACCUCCACAGGCACAUACCUCCACAUGUGGUGGGAGUGUCCCAAAAUCCAACUAUUCUGGACAACAGCCAUACAAGAAAUAUGUAAAAUAACUAAGCAAGUAAUAGACAUCACCCCAGAAUUGGCCCUACUAAACAUCUUCCAAGACAACAAUGCCCAUUUACACCACAAAGAACUCAUAACCCACCUGCUCUCAGCAGCCAGAAACACCAUAACCAGACACUGGAGAGACCUGUCAGGAGUAAGCAUGGACCAAUGGUACCAAAUAGUAUGGGAAACAGCCCUACUAGAAAAAAUUAACUAAUAAACUGAAACUGACACGGGGACAAACAGAAGAAGACGCCUUCACCCCGGUAUGGCUCCCCUUUAUCACAUACACAGCCCAACAGGACAAUGACAAUAAUCCACCAACAGCAUACAAAUCAAUAAGUGUGGCACUUAUUGUAACAACUUCCUGGUGAGUACCACCACUUUUUCCUUUAAAAUACCCCCACCCAUCUUCCCUCCCUCCACCACCCCUUUUUUUUUCUUCUCCCCCUAAUGUCUCAACAAAUGAAACGGAUUUGUAAAAAUGUUACAUGGAAAAAAUACGAGACAUUACACUUACUUCUGUAAAACAAGAAAAUCUUAAAUAAAUCAGUCAAUCACUGGUGGUGCUCUAUAGCAAAGGAAAUGCACUGUUUGGCCUCUGAGAACAACAUGCAAGUGUUAGAAAGGCAGUCAAAGGUUGCACACCAGUGGCAAUCAGUAGAGAACACACAUUCAUAUGUAUACAGAGAAAGAGACGGAUGGACAAACAAUUUUCAUGGAGCAAAAGUCAUCCCCUAGAAACUUUAAGUGGAUCAGAAAAGAAAAUUGGAUGAUUUAUUCCCACAAUUGCAAACAGAAAAUCCCAGAAUAUCACUGUAAAAAUACAGAGAGGCACUUCUUGCAUAUUGUUUACCAAGGUGUGUGUUCUAUGGAACAGCACGUCAUGACAUUAACAUGGGUGUUAAUCCAUCUGUAAGAAGUAUAGGGACACCCUUUCCUAGUUCUGGCUUCAAAGAAACUGCAAGAGCAUACUUUGAGCAAAACAGAGUGACCACAAAAGUUCCAUGGAAAUAAAGGGAUGUCUGUUCCCAGCAGCAGGCUAUGAAACUCUCAUCAGUGCCACAAGCAGCCACAGGUGGCUUAUUCUAGCUGUCAUUUUCAUUUCCCAUGCAUUUAUUCAACAUUGCCAAUCCAAGCUAUAGUGGUUAAAUCGUACUUGGGAGUAGACCCAUUGAAAUCAAUGGACUUCAGAUACUCCCAUUGUUUUCUGUGGGUCUGAGUAUGGCACAGGUGGUUGCAAUCCAUAAUCCUUGACCUUCAUCUUUUAUUUUUGUCUUGGCUUUCAGGCACGAGACUAUUCCUCCUGGGCAUCAGAAAUGAUGAGAGAAAUGAUGAUGGAGGACAAAAUUCGAGACAUAUCUACUAGUGAUCUGAAGCUGACUCAGCACCAGCAGCUGUUGGCAGAGAUUGAGGCCCGUGAUGACAUGUAUGAACGGGUGCUACAGCUAGGACAAGAACUGCUGCUGGAACAGAAAAUGCCAACGAAAGACGUACGUAGGCAUAAUGUGGACUCAUCAUCAACACACAUUGCUCACCAGUGUUUCUAGAAGUUGCCUUCCUACCCAGUAAUCCCUUUUGUGUAUGUGCUGCAAUUAAACAGCAGUGAAGAUAUAAUCAUGAUGACUGAAUGUUCCUCAGAGGGAAAAUGGGUUACUGAAACAUAUCCAGAUCCAGGUUUGUGAAAACAGACAGUUGUUUCCUUUUUAUCAAAAUCUUGAGCCCUAGUAGCAUAGCCAAGUCUGACACAUAACAAGCAUCACUCACACUGUUUUGUGGAUUAUCAUGAACAUUUUCUGUUGUUUUCUUAUAUCAGAUCCAAGGCACAUUGCAGGCACUGUUGGAAGAAAAGGACAACGUGUACCGCAAGUGGGCAGAGAAGAAGGCAUGGCUGGAGAAGAUCCACCUUCUGCAGAUGUUUUACAGGGACUGUGAGCACCUAGAAAAUAUCUCAAACUCACAAGAGGUAGGUAAACGGUGGCAGUAUGAUGAGAUGCGAAGAAGAGCUGGAUGGGGCAAGCCAUGUCAUCUCCCUUGUAUAUACAUACACACACAUGCUUGUGGUGGCAAUGUUGGACAUAAAACAGCAGAAUCUCGUGGUAUCUGA